GUGUGCCCUCAGACUGAAAUCAAGGUAUUAAAGAUCUGAUGGGAAAAGAUGAGACAUUUUAGGUCAAUUAUAUGGUAAUUGGUUGAAACAUCUCAUCUCCAGAAAGCCUUUUGGCAGAUGCACAGAUUAAACAGGCCAAGAUUCAAAUUUUAUCCAGGGUUUCUUGUGAUACAUUAAGGAAGGGUAGAGAUCUAUUUUUCUUUAACUUUCACUUUGCAGAAUGGCACAAAAGGUCUUCUUUAAGCUAUACAUCCAUUUUGUGGGGAGAGGGUAGACACUGAUUUUCAUAUGCCAAUUGAGGGAAAGUCAUUUUUUGGAUCAGUUAAGAGACUAUAUUACAGCCCAUUACAGAAAUUACUCAAGUGGAAACGCUCACUGGUUUUUGUGACCAAAGAAUUACUCCUUUUGGUUCAUGAGACUCUGCUGAAAUGAGAGAAUCCAGUAUGUUUGCAAAAUUAACACACAACUGAAUUCCUGUUGAGGGAUGCUAUUUGGAACAGAGAAAUCAUUAGCCAGAUACAGGUUAAGUAUGUUCUCCUUUUGCCAGUUUUUCAUUCUAAAUCCCCUUUCCCAAAGCUGCUUCUUGUUUUAAAAAGCGGUGCUGGGAAUUGGAAGCACACAGUUGCUUGCAACUCAUCGGUAGGCCCUGGUUUCAGCUGAAAUGAGUGGGCACUGCGUAAGAGCCCCCGAGCAUUCCCAUUCAUUCCAGUGGUGUUCAUGCAGGAGAGAUUCCUCUUAAAUGAAAUCCCUAAUGAUAGUGAUGGGAAAGAUAAACCUGGGGUUCCUUUGGUGACCCAAUCCUGUUCAGUAAGUUGCAUCUUACGAAGUGCAUGCUAACCUAAAUGCAGUCAUGAAGGCUAUACUGUGGAGUCAGGUUCGUAUCUCGUGGGCCAAUGCGUGGAUUGUUUUGGAAUCAGAUCACUUAUUCAUACCCAGCUAAUCGAGUACAGGAAAUGUGCCGCUCACCUACACACAUCACUCCCAAAAGAAGUUGCUUCAUUCACUUGAAUGGGCACCAUGACAACAGAGUGUGAAGGAAUGUAGGAAGUUGGGCAUAGCGCUUUAGAGAAAACUAGAAUCUGUAACAGAUAGCAUGCCAUCCUCUAAGCGCCUUUGUCUAUUUCUGCAAAUAGGAGGAUAGUUGAGGCUGAAAUGAGAAGGCAUAUUUAGUGUUGGAGUGGGAGUCCAAAAAAGAAAACAGGAAGCUUCCUAAUACUGAAUCAUGCCAUUGGGAAGCUCCAUCUGCUAAUACUCCCAAGAUCUCAGGCUGGAGUUUUUAACUAGAGAUGCUAGGAGUAAACACACAACUGAAACCCUGUUGAGGAGUCUGCACGCAAAGUCUUCUCCAUAAGUUUCAAAACCAAGAUGUAAGAAGCAAUAAUUUUCCAAAUAGCAUAUAUUCCUGGGAUGUUUUCUGGCAAUGACUGAUGCAUAGCAGUCACUAAAGCAGCAGCCCUGAGUUUCAUCAACCUGUCUCCCUCAGAAAGACCAGGUAAAACAAAGCAUGUGAUGUGAUCGCGCUGUGUUGUGAUCUUCCAGCCACAAGGAACAGCUGAUGAAGUGGAGCUGUGGGUGGGGACUUUCACAUCACCGUGAUGCCAUACCACACAUUUUGUAAUCUGAAAAGUUACCAGGAUAGCGAAGAGGAGAGUGUAGGGCUAUGUUUUUGUAGCAUCUAAUCUUGGCCUUAAUUGAACAGGGAAUAAAAUGUUUCAACCAAAUCUGGACUUUUUGAAAUUUUCACGCAUGGGAAACGUUUUGGCAUUUUUGCCUGAUCCAAUUGAGUGCAUUUCCUGUAGGGAACUUUAGGGUAGAAUUUUAUAGGUGACAUGUGAUGUGCAGCAACAGAUGCUAAUUAGCUUCCUUUUUCUCUCUUUCCAUUUUGCUAUUCCUCUAGGUGGCUUCACAAUCACAGGUAUGGCUUAUUAUUAUUAUUAUUAUUAUUAUUAUUAUUUUGCUGUCUUCUAAAUGUAUGUUUCCAUGUGGAAAAUUAGGUUCUUCUAUUGCUUAUUCCUUUUCCUUUUAAGAUAUAUAAUAUUAAAACAGACGCACAGCAAAGCAUUAGUACCAUCUAACACUUGUAAGUCGAGGACCCGCCACCCGCUUAGGGAUAAAUAAGACACAAGGACACAUGUAUUUUAGGUUAAUAGGCUAAAUAAGGCCACAACUUUAUUGGUUAUAGCAUGUGAGUGGUAUUGGCUUAGGCAUUGGAUCAAAUGAUCUAUACAUGACUCCACCCUGCUCAGCAGAAAGUAAUUUUGAGGGUUAACAACCAGUGGGAGGAGCUUGUUGAUGCAAAUACAACUGGAAGCUUCCCCUGACGUCACCGGGGGUUGCGCCAUGGCCCUAGCCACCAGCAGGGCAUCGGACAAGAUCCAUGACCUCUGGAUCCCUUUAACGGAAUACCCAAAAGGUGAGGGGUAGGUGAUGGCCACAACCUGCCCUCCAACACACCACACAUAUUCCAAUGCCUAAUCGGCAAUACCCGCAAAGUUGUGAUGAUUUGCUUCGAGGUAGGUGAAAAACCAAGAGGCUGGAGCCAACUAGCCAAAUGGAUAAAAAUUCCUACCAGGCUCCUUGGGCAACCAAGGCAACCAACCAAGGUCCAUAGCAAUGUCAAAAGUGUAGAGAUGACCUAAAGGAAGGGUGGGUGGGUGAUCCGUCAUAUUCCGGAAGCAAAAUGAGGGCGCAGCAAUGCCGUGGCCACUUAAGUGUGGCUAAACCCCGCCCCCAAGCCAGCCCGAUUGGCUGGCUGCAGGGGCGCAGCGCAGCAGCCGGGAAGCAGAUGCAGGGGGCUGAAACGCCCUCCUGCCGACGCGGGAACAGGCUCCCGCUCACAACACCUCCCCUCGUGUAGGAGGAGAGGUCUUUUUAUAGCUCUUUAAGAUUAAGAAGGCUCUUAUGGAAAAAGGAAUAACAUAUGUGACCCAUGAUUAGCUAAAAUUCAUGCAGGUUUACCUUGGCUUAGUACACACAUUAAGCAGUGUUUAUAAGCCAGCAACAAACCAUGGCUUAUAUGAGCAUAGUUGGCUCAUGGUUAAUAAACCAUGGUUUAGCUGCUGGGCUGGGUUUAGAUGAUCAAGUUAGCAAACCAUGGCUUGGAGUUAGGUGCAAACCAGACCAGUGACUCAACAAAUUAGAUGACACCAUUCCUGAAGCAGCUCAGAACUACUGUUGUUUUUCUGUAAACAGCAAGUUUAGGUUAGUUGUCCAUUAAAUGAAUCAACCAGUUUACAAUGACCCAACUAUGUUUUAAGCCAGUAAAGUUUACACAGUGUACACUGUUUAUAACAUGAAUUGGGAUUCAUGUGAUAGUUCCAUAUACUUAGAAUAUUAUGCAACUAUAACAUGAAUCCCAAUCCUCACUCCACAGAAUCAUUACCCAUUCAUCCAACGCAUAUUUUCAAAUAGGAAUACAGAAAGAGAAGGCCUCCCAUUUCAUUGUCCUAAAGCCAAAUGCUAUUGCAGGGGGGGUGAGGACUCCUACUCAGGACAAUCAAACGUUAAUAGUUGUAUUAUGGUAAUGAACAUAUGGCAUUUCUUUUCACCUUUUGUGAUAAAAGAGAGGCAAACAUAUCACACUAGAAUGAAACAGGACAUGAAUGCCAGGGAAGUUUCCCAAAUUUGUACCAUUUAAAUAAUGCACACUUCUCAUUCCCUUUUUAUCGCCCAUUUCUUUAAUUUGAUUGGGGAUUUCGUGGAAGCAGUUCUGCAAUGAACUGAUCGCUUUUGUGCUUUGAUUGUAAACGUGUUAUAUACUUGCAUAUUGCCUUUCUCUGAUAGCUUUAAAAAAUAAAUAAUAAAAGCUCAAAGCAAGUUACAUACAUACGUUCUUUAUUUUGGUCCAAAGACCCACAAAAGCAUUUUCAAAAUCAAAAUAAAACAGAAAAUCAUAUAAUGAGGAAAGGAUGUAUAGCUACUAGAAGGAUCAGUAUGGAGCUCAAUAAUAGGUGUGGCUGAAUUCAGAAAAAAAAUUCCAAGUCCUUUCUCAAGAGUGCAAAGCCUGCCUAGCUACAUAAAUCACCCAAGCCGUUGCAUGGAAUGUUUUGAGGAAACAGUGAACUAAAGGAAGAGUUGCACUCCAAGAACCUCUGCAACAUUGCAAAGAAAUGUGGGAGCAUUGCAAAGGACUGUAUAUGGUUGCAUGUUUUGAACUCCCAAACCAGUAGAGGAACCCAAGCUGAAAAGUUCAAAAAGCGGCCUUUACAGAUUAAAAUUGUAGCGCUGGCGUAGAAAACAUUCCCCAACAAUGAACCCAGCUUGGAUAUUUGAAGAAGAUGGCCCUCUGUUUUCCAUUUGCUAACAUCUUGGCUUAUUUUUUGUUUUCGUAAUCAAGGGAAACGUUUGAACGGUAGGACAUCUUGCUUUCUUUCAUGCAAACUAAGAUUAACACUAAACCCACGUACUAAGUAACUAGUGUGUAAACCAAGUUUGAUGAAGUGGUGUGGUAUUUCUUUCCGACACACUUAACAUCACAUGUUUCUGGAUAACAGAGUAAGACUUUUUUUUUUUAUUCCAGUGAUUCGCUGGUAACAAUUUUAAAGCAUAAUACAGAGCUCUAGAGACCUAGAGGAUGGCAGUGGGUUUAAGAUUCUCUUGUGCUUUUUAAGCAGCUUUGCUGGCAACAUGGCUCCUGGCAUAACAGCCAAGGGAUAUCGUAGAUCAAAUCAUGGUCUUGGGCUGAAUGUUUCAAGGGCCUCUGUGCCAAGUUAUCUGCAGCUGUCUUUGCAUCAGAAUUUACCACCUGAACAAAAGCCAGGAGAGUACUAAGCGCUAAGGCUGCAGCCCUAACCACCACUUACCUGGGAGUAAGCCCCACUGAAAUCAGGAGGGCUUACUCAUAGAAUCAUAGAAUCAUAGAGUUGGAAGAGACCACAAGGGCCAUCGAGUCCAACCCCCUGCCAAGCAGGAAUCACCAUCAGAGCACUCCUGACAUAUGGUUGUCAAGCCUCUGCUUAAAGACCUCCAAAGAAGGAGACUCCACCACACUCCUUGGCAGCAAAUUCCACUGUCGAACAGCUCUUACUGUCAGGAAGUUCUUCCUAAUGUUUAGGUGGAAUCUUCUUUCUUGUAGUUUGGAUCCAUUGCUCCGUGUCUGCUUCUCCGGAGCAGCAGAAAACAACCUUUCUCCCUCCUCUAUGUGACAUCCUUUUAUAUAUUUGAACAUGGCUAUCAUAUCACCCCUUAACCUCCUCUUCUCCAGGCUAAACAUGCCCAGCUCCCUUAGCCGUUCCUCAUAAGGCAUCGUUUCCAGGCCUUUGACCAUUUUGGUUGCCCUCCUCUGGACACGUUCCAGUUUGUCAGUGUCCUUCUUGAACUGUGGUGCCCAGAACUGGACACAGUACUCCAGGUGAGGUCUGACCAGAGCAGAAUACAGUGGCACUAUUACUUCCCUUGAUCUAGAUGCUAUACUCCUAUUGAUGCAGCCCAGAAUUGCAUUGGCUUUUUUAGCUGCCGCGUCACACUGUUGGCUCAUGUCAAGUUUGUGGUCAACCAAGACUCCUAGAUCCUUUUCACAUGUAGUGCUCUCAAGCCAGGUGUCACCCAUCUUGUAUUUGUGCCUCUCAUUUUUUUUGCCCAAGUGCAGUACUUUACAUUUCUCCUUGUUAAAAUUCAUCUUGUUUGUUUUUGCCCAGUUCUCUAAUCUGUCAAGGUCAUUUUGAAGUGUGAUCCUGUCCUCUGGGGUGUUAGCCACCCCUAAUGAAUAGAAUAGGUGUGGUUAGGAUGGCGCUGAAAGUCACCACAGUCUUUUUCCUUAUUAUCACCAUCCCCCAGAACAUCUGCCCACCACAGCCACCAGCUGAUUUAAUUGUAGGAUGCAUCUAAAAGCUUCAGAACGGUGUUGAAAAAUAUGGUUAUGAAUGAUAGUCCUAAUAAAAGAACAAAUGGCCCGAUGCAUUUCAGACAACGACACGCGGGAGAUACGUUGUCUUUGUAGGAGAACCUUGGUCUUUUGACUCUGAGGAAGGUUAUCAACAAAAACACAAUGGGCAUUUUAUUGUUCUGAUGGGACUAUUAAUAUUGAAUAAAUAUAUUUUUCAGCACCAUUUUGAGGGUUUGCCUCUUCUUCGGCUUCUUCCAGCAGCGGUGCAGAGUAGAGCACUGUGUCUCGGGCCUUGGAUUAGGGCUAAAGCCUUGCAGUUCAAAGGUUCAUAGAAGCCUUAACAAACUACCAUUCCCAAGGGUGUUUGUGUGUCGGGAAACUCCUGCUGAUAAAUGGAGUGUAAUGAAAAGCAGCAGGCCUCCACUUUGUGCUGCCACUGCUGCUGGAAGGUAAGCUUUGGGUAAGGUAGGAUAGAGACAGUGACUCUCUAAGUGAAUCGAGAGACCUCUAGGUCUUGUCAUUCCCCCCAAUGACAUAGGUAAAGGGACCCCUGACCAUUAGGCCGACUCUGGGGUUGCGGUGCUCAUCUCGCUUUAUUGGCCGAGGGAGCUGGUGUACAGCUUCCGGGUCAUGUGGCCAGCGUGACUAAGCCACUUCUGGCGAACCAGAGCAGCGCAUGGAAAAGCUGUUUACCUUCCCGCUGGAACAGUCCCUAUUUAUCUACUUGCACUUUGAUGUGCUUUCGAACUGCUAGGUUGGCAGGAGCAGGGACCAAGCAACGGGAGCUCACCCCAUUGCGGGGAUUCGAACCGCCAACCUUCUGAUCAGCAAGUCCUAGGCUCUAUGGUUUAACCCACAGUGCCACCCGCGUCCCAAGACCUCUAGGUCUUGUCGUUCCCCCCAAUGACAUAACCUGGAGCAAAACCAGGCCUGAAGCUCAGAAAUAGGAAGAACUCUUAAAUGAACAGCUUUGGACCCAUUCCAAAUCCAACCUAGUUUAGCUCAUUCCAGAAAAAGACAGGGGCAUUUUACGCAUCCCUAGUACCGAGCAAUUAUUUUUGAACAACGUCUAUAAUAGACACAGAUGGCUUAAGCAUAAUCUACAAAUAAAUAGCUUCCCCUUGCUAAAGCUCCGCCUCUCCUGUAAGAUGACUUCUUACUUUAAGGAUGAAGAGCUCUUGUGCAGAAGAGUUUGUUUUUAAGAACUGCCUUUAAGAAGUGAGUACUUAAUGUAUUCAUCAGCCACUUCUUUCACCAAAAAUGGGAUUUAAUUUUUCAGUAAUCUGUAAGGGAAAUCAUGUCUUUGGAAACAAGAUCAUCUUAGACUUGUUCAAGGAAAAUUUGUUAAUGCUUACUUUGAAUUAUGUUCCAGUGAGGUUUAUUCCCAGGUAAAUGUGCAUAGGAUUGCAUCCUAAAUAGAAUUUAAUUCUGUGAUAAAGAUAGCCAUUUACUUUUAAACACUGCCCUGUAUGCUAUCCACAGAACAUUUGCAAAGCAGCUUUCCCCUUAUAAUAAUGCCUAUUCUACGAACUUACUGAUGUCUUUUACAUUGAGUAAGGUCAACAUCUCAGUAACAGCAUUAUCAAGCAGACCUACCAAGGGUCCUUUAUGCUCUCUUCAUGUCUGCUGAAAUUGCCAGAACUCAGUGGAGUUCUGUUAAUCUCUACAUGCUCUUUACUCCAUGCUUCUCCACCAGCAUCAACCAGGUGAGCAGAUGCAGCCAGCCCUUCAGCCCUGAGGCUAAAGGAGCACUUUAUAAUUUAUGUAUUUCUGUUAACUUCUCUUGAGAAAUGUCUGCAGCAUAGCUAUGGCUCUGAGGAACCCAGGGGAAGAUUGGAACUGCAUAGCAAAGAAGAGAAUGAUAAAGACUGUAUUAAAAAUGUACAAGUGCCCAUUCGCUGUAAUCAUUUUUUUUUUCCUCCUUGAAAUCUUAAGCUGCAAAAUUGUGAUUGGAAAUAGAUUUCCAUUAGGAGGCCACCAUUUCAAAGGUGACGAGUAGCAGUCUAAUCUUUUGAAGCACUUGAGCAGGUGGGCUCAUUCAUGGCUCUGUUUAUUCUUCAAAAUGCGGGAAGGCGGUGCUUGAGAGUCUGCUGUGGGAAAUUGUCAUAGCAAUAACCUCACAUGAAGUUGCCAUUCACCAAGUAGAUUCUUUGCAGCUAACCAAACCUAACAACACCAAGUGUUAAACCGGCCACCAAAACUCAAAGCAACCCACUUAUAUUUAACUUUUUGCCAAUCGUUUUGCUAGGCAAACCUGUCUUCCGGAAGGUACAUCCUAGAGACCAUCCCUUUCCUUCUACUGUAAUCAACAUUCAAGGUAUUCUGUUUGCCAGGGUCUCUGUUCCACAGAUAAUGUGCAUUAGCAAUAGUUUAGGACUUCAUAUAUGUGGUGCAUUGGAGUAGGGCGUGGGUGGGUUCCAUUGAAAAAUAAGGUACGGAUUAAAUUAUUGGCAAAUUGCUGCUCUUUAAUAGCAACUCAUACUGCCUGCUUGCAUCAUCUAAGCCUGCCAGGCAGACAUCUGUCCAGUCCUAAGUUAAAGGAAGUCAUCAUGAAUCUCAGUAUUUUGACCCAAGUGAGGUUGUAGGCAAAUAAAAGCUGACAAAAGACUUGGCUCACUCUCCCCAUAACCAUCGUACAACUCAUCUCUUAGGAGCUUUGUGAUGGGAUAGCGUGUGAGGCUGCCAAUGGUCAGCACCAGUCUCUGCACACCAGCACUCCUGGAUCAACCAGGGGUAAACACAGGUGGGCCAGAAAUGAUGGGGUGUGGCUGCAACUGACCACUUGGCAGGCUCUCGCCUCCCCCCACUAGCACAUAAAAGGGAGAGAGACCAGGAGGGGAGAUAGAGCAAAGCAGGCGAUUGGAAGUCUGCAUCUCUCUACCCAAGCACAGUAUUAAUCAGAGAAAUGCUUUGUGCAUUAUAAGAGACUAGGAGGAAAAGUAGUCUGGGUCUUGUUUACCCAGUGCUGAGCCAAGGUGGGGAGAUCCAAGGUAGUGGGAAUAAGCACCAAUGCCUAGGGGCCCAUGUCACUUUGACACACACACACACACCCAUAAAAUAUUUGAGGGGGCCUGGCCACCCUAAAGUUGAUGGGCAUUGAUGCCUUUCUGUCAUUUCCAUGUUUGGACUUCAUUUUUCAACAAGCCUUGUAAACAAACUUGUAAUAGGGUUGCUGAAUGGCAACUUAGCUAGGACUGGGCAAAAACCUUUUAUGGCCCUUGUGAUUAGAAGAGAGACAGAGAGUGCAAACUGGGUUCACAGAGCUCUGCUAGGACAAGAGAGGAAGCAACUCCCGGUUGCUUAUCAUUUAAAAAAAUUAAACUAGAUGACUUGGAGGGUAAAGCUGCCCACCUGUUGUUGUUGUUGUUGCUGUUGUUGUUGUUGUUGUUGUUGUUGUUGUUGUUGUUAAUUCACCCUUUGCCCCAAGGUCCCAGUGCAGGUUACAACAAUUAAAAAGCAAUAUUUAAAAGCAAUUUAAAACACCUUAUUGUCACAGAAAUAAGGUGGGUCCUAAAAAUAUGUCCAAGCAGGCAAAUGCAUAAUUUUGCAGCCCACCUUCAUUGAUUUUGGGUGGUGGUGGGAAUGCAACCCAAUGCCUAGAAACUUAUAUCUGGGGAGAGUUGUGUUCAAGCUCUCCUUUUUAAGAAUUCAGAGUAGCCCCAGACCAGGCACUGUUUCUGAGACCAGUCAACCUCACAGAGCUGUUUUGGGGAUAAAAAGUGAGGUGAUUCACGGGGAAUAAACCUUCACCAGCACUAGGAUCGGGGGUGGGGCUUAUCUGGGACCCCCCAAUAUUUUAUUCAAGUUGGUUCCCCUGGUAGUAGCAGUUAUCAGGGAGCAAUUUAGAGAGAAGUAGGGUGUGCAUGAUUAUUCAUUAUAUGAGGAAUGCAUAAUGAUGAGCUGAGCUCCUGACCUUCCUUAUAAGCCAUCCAUGAAGUAAGAUUUAGGACUGGAACUCUAAGGCCUUUUCAUAAGGCCUUAGAGGAUUCUGACAGUUUAAGGAUAACUGCUUUUGUCUUAUAAAAUAGGGAGGUACAGUAUCAUUCCAAUCCAGAUCAACCCAACUUAUAACCCACAAAGUUGAGCCCAACCUUCAGUGCUAGAACCAUAGUAUUGUAGAGUUGGAUGGGACCAUGAGCCCCCUCUAGUCCAACCCCCUGCAAUACAGGAAUCUUUCACCCCAAUGACCCUGUAAUUAAGAGUCUCAUGUUCUACCAGCUGAGCUAUUUAUGGCAGCCUAUUUUUGCUGCCUGCCAGGUAAUAUUUUGUCAUCCCUAAUGCCUGAAAUUAAACGGUGUCUCAGAGGCAAAAUCUGCUCCGGUUCUCUUGGGGCACUUCCCUUUCCCAAGUCUUUUGUGAUCUUCUUGCCUGCCUCAAGCACUUUGGCAUCAUAAAUGAAACAUGAAAAUGCCACACACACACCUCUUUAUCAAACCCUGGAGCUAUUAGGUCUUUUCAUGAAUUCUCAGCCACUUUGCUAGAUCAGAGUCAGCCUCAGUGGACAGCAUCCCCUGCUGUUUGGAUACAACUGGGUCUCUUCACUUUUUUCUGCAGACUUUUCUCUCAUUACAGGUAUUCUUAUCCUUGGGUGGGGGAGCUAUUUAACUCUCCCAUAAUGCCCUGGAGCAGUACAUUUUGAGAAAUGGGCACAGCAACAAGACCUAGCCACUGCCAGGUGGUCCCACUGAUGAAGGGGAAGGGUCACCAGGGUCACCAGCCUCACAUGGGGAACUACAUCUAGGGGCAGAUCUGAUAUGAAACAAAUGAAGUUUAAGCUUCAUGAAGCAUCCCUAAUCCUGGAGGGUCCCCAGAAGCAAUUAGUAGAGCCAAUUUGAGUCGCACAAGUCAAAUGGAUUACUUUUGUUGUUAUAUAUAUUUCAACAAUUGCAAAGUUUUGAGAGUCAGUAGCACAGAUGUUGUGAAGUUUUGGUGAUCUGUCAUGGAACAACCCCACCGAAGAAGAUAGCAGUGGUUACCCUUACCCAGACCUUGUUUCUGGUUGUGAAGGUGGCCCCAUAACACUUCAAGCUUCAAGGCCCCAGAAAUGUAGGUAGGUCAGCCACUGACUGCAUCCACCCCCUGCUGUAGUUUCUAGCUCAGCCUCUGACUACUGCACCUCUCAUGGCAGUGAAACCCCAUCAUCCAUGGUUCCUUCCCUUUCUUUGCCAUCUCCCUCUGCCACUGGGACUCCUUGCCCAUUUGGGGGAGUCACCCUUCACCUCCUUUCCAAUCCAACUCCCCCAUCCUUUCUUUGGCAUCUGCCGCUCUUGAAUAACUUAUGCAAGCGUCCGGGGUAUUUCUGGGAAAGGAGACCCCUUUCUCUCUGAGCUGGUGCCCUCUGCAAAGCAUUGCCCUCUGCAGCCACCUACGGGCUCCACGUAGUAACACCAGCACCCAUUCCCCAGCUUCUCUGCAUCUCCCUCAUAGUCCCGCUCUCUCUAAAGCAGCUGGUUCAGGCACUUCCAGCAAAAACAAAAAAAUCACAGUUGUUUCCGCCCACCCUCCCCUCCACCAUCAUUGUCUUGGGUAGCAUUCGAAUUAACAAAUUGCUUCCCAUUGUUUUUAAACACCAAUCAAGUUGCAUUAGCACCUUCCGGAUUCACUUCUUCCAAAGAACAAAAGGUGGGGGGGGGGGUUUACAAGUGGGGAAAGGAAAAGAAAACUGAAGGGGCUGGCAGAGAGCAAAGAAUUAAAUUCCUUCCCAGCAAGAGGAACUUGUGCUCAGACAUGAAGAGGGUUGCCAGAUGUCUCUUUUCAAAAAGAGGAUGGAUUUAUUUGGAGUUUCUUAUUCCGAAAUGCCAGAGACCCACAGAAUGCAAGAGGUGUCCCUAACAGCAAAAGUUCAGGGCAUUCCAUAGGGUACAUAACACAGCUCCCCACCACCUCAAAAAAAUAAAGAAAAAGAGGAACCCUAAACAUUUAUUGGACUAAGCUAAAUUUGCUCUGAGUCGGGCACGUUAACCAAGGGUUGGGAACAGAUUGCCAGUCACCCACAUUGGUACUCUUGGGUACAAAAUACAGAAAGAUCGUUUCAAACACACAGUCUGAACUUGGAGCAAAGUAAACCAGGGGAAGGUUCUUCUGGCAGGCUUUUGUAUGAGGGGAACCUGGGGGAGAAGUAAGAUAUGGCUGUGCUGAUGCUGAGUUGCGUGGAAGCAGUUGUUUUUAAUCUUUCUAAGUUUUUAUGGUUAGUGCAAUGUUUGAUCAUUGUAAACAACCCUGUAGCCUUUGUGGUGCCGGGCAGUCUGUAAGCUACUUAACAAAUAAAUCACAGUAUGAAGGUGGCAAGCACCGGUGUUUGAAAAUACGUGCAUUGUACUAAGUAGAGUUGUCAAGGAUCUGUAGUCCUUGUCGAGGGCCACUGCACACAUUGCACAAACCCAGGUUUGCCUCUGAGUGCGCACCCAGCAGCCAUUCACAGCUAGUCCCAGUGCUCUAGGAAGUAAGGAGCUGUUGCCAUCCAGGGAGGACUUUGGGGCAGAGCCCAAACGCGCUGCUCAGAAGAUUGAGCAGGAGGACCUCCAAACACAGCAAGACUCAUUUGGAAGUAAGCAAAGUAAUAUUCAUCACCCUAUAAAGAGAGGAGGUUGUAAAAUCAUUAAGUUCAAGGUGUUUAAUAGCCUAAGAAGAGUACUUGUAUGGUACAUGUGUUUUCAAGCACUUGUUUGCCGUGUACACAGGGCCAGAUUCUACUAAAUAAGCCUGUCUGGCACUCUCAUUAUAUAAUAUAUGUACACAAAUCUAAUGUGCCAUCGAAUCUAAUGUGCACCUCAAUUUUCCCAAAAAGUAUUUGCUAUGCCAGUGGUAUUUUUCAAGCUUGCAAUCAAAUCCAAUGCACCAUCGAAUCUGAGGUGCGCAUUACAUUCGAGUAAAUGCGGUGUAAACACCAGACAAAAAUUUUCCUCUGUUGUUAUUAUUAUUAAUUAAAGUUGUGUACCACCCUUCAUCCAUAGAUCUCAGGGUGGUUCGUAUUACAAAAAUACACAAUAAAAAGACAAAAUGCAUAAGAAGAACAAGAACAAAACAAUAAUCCUUCUCACUGCUUCCUACUAUAGCAAGGCCUUUGGCCUUUUAGAAAUGGGCAGGAUAUUUUUAGUGUAUUUCUUUUUCUUCUUGGCUUUAAUUUAUCUAUGUGGGGGUUGCCCUGGGCAAGAUAAAGCGACAAACAAAUUCAAUAAAUAAAAUAAAGAUAAAUACGAUAAACAGCUACGCUAGCAGGAACAAGCACAAGGAGUCCCACUAGAAUAGGGUUAAAAAGGUAAAGGUAAAGGGACCCCUGACCAUUAGGUGCAGUCAUGACCGACUCUGGGGUUGCGGCACUCAUCUCGCUUUAUUGGCCAAGGUAGCCGGCGUACAGCUUCCGGGUCAUGUGGCCAGCAUGACUAAGACUCUUCUGGCGAACCAGAGCAGCGCACGGAAACACCGUUUCCCUUCCUGCCGGAGCGGUACCUAUUUAUCUACUUGCACUUUGAUGUGCUUUCGAACUGCUAGGUGGGCAGGAGCAGAGACCAAGCAACAGGAGCUCACCCCGUCGCGGGGAUUCAAACCACCGACCUUCUGAUUGGCAAGUCCUAGGCUCUGUGGUUUAACCCACAGCGCCACGCAUAGGGUUACCUUAUUUCAAAAAGUGAAAUUCUGGACACAAAAGUUGUUGAGCUUUGAGCUUUUUUUAAAAAAAAAAAUCAGCACUUCCAAUGUGGGCAGCCAUAUGCCCAGGUUUCCCCAGACAUUUUAUCCAGCAAUGCUGGAUUCCAACCAGCUACAUUUUUAGGCGUACAUGUAAACAAAUCUUUUACCAGUGUGGUUAGGAGCGGUAGUCUCGUAAUCUGGGGAACCGGGUUCGGUCUCCGCUCCUCCACAUGCAGCUGCUGGGUGACCUUGGGCUAGUCACACUUCUUGAAGUCUCUCAGCCUCACUCACCUCUCAGAGUGUUUGUUGUGGGGGAGGAAGGGAAAGGAGAAUGUUAGCUGCUUUGAGACUCCUUAAAGGGAGUGAAAGGCGGGAUAUCAAAUCCAAACUCUUCUUCUUCUCCUUCUUCUUAAGGGUGGUAUUCAAUAAAAACCCACUCAGAGUAGACCCUCAAUGUACUCGUAGUAGCAAAACUGGGCCUGGCCUCUGCAAAAUAGUCACUGCUUUGUGAUAUUUUUAUUUGUUUGUAUGUUUAUGAAAAAAUGAUAUUAAAAUACAUCGUCGUCGUCGUCAUCGUAGUGAGAGGAGUCCCUGAAUCAGUGCCUCUCUCCAUUUCCUUGAGCCGGAAAGAUUUGCCAAAGCAGGGCCGUAGCCUAAACUGAGGUAUAGCAAAAUUGGUGUGGCUGAGGGGAAGCAAUCACUUGAAAUAUGGAGACGUUAUGAGCCAGUGAUCUCAUUUGCUAAUGCUUCCAGGCAAACCAUCUGCAGCAGCACUGUUCAGGCCCCUCGCCAUGCAGGCGCUGGCCCCUUGCUUAAUGGCCUGUCCUUUUUCCAUAACAGAUGUUUGCCUGCUUUUGCCAUUGCAAUGGGGCACAUUUGAAUAUAAAUAGUAGAUCUCAGCUCCAUUUGACAAAAGCUGGCUGUGGAGAAGUGAAAGCCCUAUUUCAAAAUCUGUAAAUUUAUUAUUCUCUCUCUCUCUCUCUCUCUCUCUCUCUCUCUCUCUCUCUCCACUUUCCAGAAGAGAACGAAGAGAAGCAACCACUGACGAGCAAAGAGGAGGAAGAGCGUCGCAUUGCAGAAAUGGGGCGCCCUAUCUUAGGGGAGCAUACGAAGCUGGAAGUGAUUAUUGAGGAGUCCUACGAGUUCAAGGUGCAGUAUGGACUGCCAUGAGCCCUCUUCCCUGAAAAACUAUUACAGCCCUCUUUUUGAAUCGGGAUCAAAUCUGUGUAAAAUGGCAUAACAUAAGGCCAGGUCUGUGUUUUCCUGUGCCGAAAAAAUAACAAAUUCUGCCCCAAGAAAAGGCAGAUUGCACCAUUUAGUCAAGUUAUGCUGAUUAGGCAGAUUUACAUAAUUUAUUCUACCGUUUUUUCCUGCUUUUUGCAUGCAUUUUCUAAUUCUGAUCUUCACAAGGAGGGCAAGGAAUUAUGCCACUGUAAGCCUUGUUCAGCUGCUCCUCUUCCUUCUGUGGUCUUUUCCCCCCCCCGAGCAAUCAUAAGGACUAUAUUUUUUUUAAAAAAAUGAAAGCAAACAUUCUCAGGAAGUUAAAUGAUGCACCCAGAACCACGUUCUGUUGGGAUUUUUUAAAAUGUGCCUGUGUGAAUUCAAGGGAUAUAAAUAAGCCUUUCUCAAACGUGACAGCAACAUGCACAAAGUACUUCCAGAUUCUCAGAUUGUGAAAUAUAGUUAAGUCCUAUUUGUGCAUUGCACACAUGUUGAGAUCUCAUUCGUUGCAAUAGGAGUAAGGUUGUGUGCUUCUGGCUCACUCCCCAAGUCACCUGUCCAGAAUAGCUCCACCCCCAAGGUCUACCCAUUGAGUGUGGAUGUUGGGGGGCAUGGCUAGCCCAGAAACACUGUCAGGAGCGAGGCCAACAGUGCCACCCCACUCCUAGCAUCAACAGGUGAGAGCCCACACACGUAGGGCACAGGUACGGAGCUCACAUCUUGAGAGCAAACUUUGGCCUUCCAUGCCUUUCAGAAUAUCGGUUUCUAACCUUAUUCAUUCAUUAUUUAUUUUGGCAAUUUGUAGUCCACUUAAUUAAAAUAAUCUGUAAGACGUGUAGUGGUAGACUGAACUGAUAAAGCUAGAAAAUCUGUUAAAACAAUGGCAUCAGAAUUCAGUCUUCUGAAUUUUCCAGUCUACUGAAAAGUCUACUGAUUUUGAUUUUGAUUUCUUUUUAAAAAAAGAAGUAUUCAUUCGGCACUAGAGGUUCAACAGGGUGGUGGUUGUCUGAUCUCAACUGGAAUGGAGUUCCAUAAAAUUGGGCCCCAAAAUUCCUGGAGGAUACCAAUCCAUGGGGAACCACUGACAGUAACUCUCCUGAAGACCUUAGGGAUGAUAAUAAUAAUAAUAAUAAUAAUAAUAAUAAUAAUAAUAAUAAUAAUUUAUACCCCACCCAUCUGGCUGAGUUUCCCCAGCCACUCUGGGCAGCUCCCAGUCGAGUGUUAAAAACAAUACAGCAUUAAAUAUUAAAAACUUCCCUAAACAGGGCUGCCUUCAGAUGUCUUUUAAAGAUAAGAUAGCUGCUUAUUUCCUUCACAUCUGAAGGGAGGGAUAAGAAACCAAGUGGUCCAUAGGGUACAUCCUGGACCACAAACUGUUAAAUGUAAAUUAAAACAUCCCACCAAAGACUCCAAAUUAAUUAUCCCUCCAAAGACUUUGGAACAGCAGAAGCUUUCCUUCCUGCUUCCCUUCAUCCUCAUGACAACAGCAUCCCCAUGUGAUUUAGGUUGUGAGAGAAGAGAGCAGAUCGCUCAGUUCACUCUGUGAGCUAAAGGUCUCCUCAGGCCUAAAACUAGCUCCCUAACUACUGCACCAUUCUGGCUCUUUCCGUUACAGCGGAAACACAGACUGGUCCACAGCACUAACAGUUGUAUCACAUUUACAUUCCGAAUGACACAUUUAUUUCUUUAUUUGCAUUCCCUGGGGCUGUCGUGGGGAAAUCAGAUGUUGCAGCUUUACACGCUGCUUUCUGUUCUCCAUCAGGCAGAAUUUUCCAUACACAAAUAGGGAAGGAGCACUACUGGCUGGCAGAGAGAGUUCACUGCCUCCACAUUUUCUGCGUCACUCAGCCAAAAUAUCCUGAGCGUCUCUUAAAUCAAGGAUGGUCCACUGGCUCCCAAAGCAAUUUUAUCUGGCCCCAGAUGGCCCGACUGAGUUUUAAUCAUUACGUGGUUUUUAAGAAAAUCCUCUUAAGUUUCACUUGCAAGGGGGAAGAAGCUAUUGGUCUCCGUAUGUAAUGCAUAUCAAUUUUAGUUAGUUGCAUUCUGGGAAAUAAAACUGCCUCAUAAGGUGAUCCCAGAUUCAAUACAAGUAGAGAAGAUUGAUAAAGUGGUACCUCAGGUUAAGUACUUAAUUUGUUCUGGAGCUGAAACUGUUCUUAACCUGAAGCACCACUUUAGCUAAUGGGGCCUCCUGCUGCUGCCGUGCCACCGGAGCAUGAUUUCUGUUCUCAUCCUGAAGCAAAGUUCUUAACCCGAGGUACUAUUUCUGGGUUAGCGGAGUCUGUAACCUGAAGCGUAUGUAACCUGAAGCGUAUGUAACCCGAGGUACCACUGUACUAGAUGCAGACAAGGGUACAGUCUGACUUAGAGGAAAUCAAGAAUGGCCAUCUGGCAUACUGGCAGUUUUGAAGGUACUUUUCAGCAGUUUCCUCACAAGGUGUUGGAAACCAUAUCUGUUGUGCAUCUGUUCUUCCUCUUUCUUUCACCCCAGCUUCAAUCUCUGGCCUUUUCAGUGGAGGAACAGGAAGUGGGUGAUAUGGAAAGCCACUGCUGGAGGUCAUGGAAGUCCACAAGCAAUAAGAGCAGGCAGUACUAGCUUCUAUUCCGGUGUAUAGGAUUGGGCUUCGAAAACAUUUAUGGAAAUUCUUUGAGUGCAAAUAUUCAAGGCCUUUUAAAUGCAAAAUGGAGACUUAAAAGCAUAAUACAAACAAUAUUAUAUUAGGCACAUUGCAAACACAGACCAAACCUUCUUUUUGAGCAAUAUGGAGUGGGGAGGGUGAGUUGCAUGUGUGUACAUUUUCAGACACUUUCAUUGUUCUGAAGCCAGCCAGCAUCCUUUACAGGGGUUUUAGAUUUCUUUCCGUGAGCGCAAGCCUCUGGAGUGACAAUGUGCUUAACUUUCUAACGCAUGUCUAUCCGUCUGCAGAACACCGUGGACAAGCUCAUUAAGAAGACAAACCUAGCUCUUGUGGUUGGAACAAACAGCUGGAGAGAACAGUUCAUUGAAGCUAUCACUGUCAGCGCCGGUGAGUUUUUCUAUUUCUGCACGUGCCAUGAAUUAGGAAAAGCCCUUCUUCUCCUGGCUUAAGGGCAUCCAGUGAAACCUGACCCCAAUAUACCUAGCUUGCACUUGGCUGUGAAAGCAAAGCAGGUAGAGUUGAUAUUCAGGGCUUCUAGGCAAACAUCACCCUGCUUUUUGAACAGAUUGUGCACUGCAGUGUGUUGAAGUUUUCCGCUGCUGGGCGUGGGGAGCAGCACAGAAGAGCAACAACACAAAUUCCAUUCCUUUUAAUGCUGCUUCCGUAGGGCUAUCAUGCAAGCCCCACUCAUAUCUAUAGAAGCUGUGCAAUAACAGAGUUUAGACACUUGUUCUCUGUGUUGUAUGUCCAUGUCUACACAUGAAUGUGAUUUCACACAUUAUGGAACAUGUGUUUCAAUCUAGAGUCAUAGCACACCGUAGGGAAAACUGGCAUGUCCAGGAGGACAUGAGCAACAAGGCAACAAACCAGAAUUUAGAUUGCUCUGAUAAUUGGUUUAUUACAAAAAUGGAUAGGACUCAGUUGAAACAGGUUGUUAUUUGGUUAAAUCUACAGAGGAGCUGGGAAUGGUGGAGCAUUGUUUGAGGAAGACUAAGGAGGGAACGCGGGUGGCACUGUGGUCUAAGCCACAGAGCCUAGGGCUUGCCGAUCAGAAGGUCGGCGGUUCGAAUCCUCGCGACGGGGUGAGCUCCUGUUGCUCGGUCCCUGCUCCUGCCAACCUAGCAGUUCGAAAGCACGCCAGUGUAAGUAGAUAAAUAGGUACCACUCCGGCACGAAGGUAAACGGCGUUUCCGUGUACUGCUCUGGUUUGCCAGAAGUGGAUUAAUCUUGCUGGCCACAUUACCCGGAUGUGGGAAAGCAAAUCAGGUUAAAGAAAGAAGCAAAAAAUGUAAAUUUCACCUUCCCUGAAUGGGUAAUUGUUUGGAGAGCUAGAAAGGCAAAGAAAGAGACAAAGAGAAAAGGAGGACUAGACCAUGGGCAUCACCUCUUCCAAGGUGAAGGGCUGGUGGGGAGUUCCUCAGUGGGACUACUAUAAACCAGAAGGUUCUCCUUUGCUGGGGUCAUGAUGUAUGAUGGCUAGGACACUCUAGCUUUGAUUGAUAGAUUUCAUUCCCUUGGGGCCCAUGGAAAGUCAGCACGGCGAUCAGGAAACUGAGGUGGGGAGGGAAAACUUAGCAGGAGGAGAAUCCAGGGAAAGAACCAAACACAAAAGACCACCAAUUCUUCUUCGAGGUUCUUCUUAAAGGGUCAGUGGUGGUGGUGAGGGAUGUGUCUUCCUAAAACUAAGGAACAGUACCAGUGGGAUUUUCCCAUCGUGGGUGCUGGGUGCAGAAAUGUAUGUGAUGCAUUUGUCUGCAUCUCUUGGGUGUAGGAUCCUAACUUCAAAAUAGGUGCUAAUGCACUCAGAGUAUUGUUGCACCAGUGGGUUUCACACUGUUGGCUGUAUGGUGCCUUUGGUUUGAAACCACAUGAUACAGCAAAUUUUGCUGAUACUUAGCAGGAUGGGGGGCCACUUGGGAGCCCCACACAUUCCACUGUGAGUUCAUUCCCUUAUGGAAGGAAGGCAGGAUAUACAUUUGAGAAUAUAUCGGGGGAGAAUGCAACAAAUUUGGGUGUGCAGAAUGAGGUUCACUCACACAACAGGACUUCCUCUCCCCCCCCCCAUCUUCCUCAUCGGUUCCCCCUAAAUCUGCUCUGGAGUGUUGGGAGAGCAGGUUUAAGAGAUGUGGGGUGGGAGGAGAGGGUCAAAAAGUCUUAUUGCAUGCACAGACUUUGCUCCACUCACAAACACACCACUUAUGCUGCAUUCCACCCAUAGUAUCUAUCAGGCAUAGGCAAACUCAGCCCUCCAGAUGUUUUGAGACUACAACUCCCAUCAUCCCUAGCUAAGAGGACCAGUGGUCAGGGAUGAUGGGAGUUGUAGUCCCAAAACAUCUGGAGGGCCAAGUUUGCCUAUGCCUGGUAUCUAUAAUCACAAAAGUAUAAAAAAGCUCGAUUCGGUUCUGCAUUCAGCUAUAGUACCAAUGCAGUCCUGUUCAUGAGCUGAUGUAAGUUUGGCUUGAUUCUCUAGCUUUUAUGGAAGUUUCGACAACAGAAAAAUAGUCUAUCUGAGGCUGUGUGCCCACUUCAAGAUUCCCUGUUGCAAUUUGCACAGAAGCUUUUGCUUUGGUUGCAAGUACAGUCCUUCCAGACUUCACCCAGUUUUGAUGCUUUUUGUUUUUCUACUGUAUCUAGUUUUGCCAGAAUAAGUGGGCUGUCUCUUGGGAUGGAUCUUACAAAACUGACCUUUAAAAGAAAAAUCUCUUGUGGGACUUGUGCACUUGUGCAAUACAGUAACAAGUGCCUUCAAAUUAUCUUUGUGCCAGAGUUCCACUCUGCCAAAGUAGCUCACCCGGCAGUUGUACUAGAAACUAAAUGUUUUUUUAAAAACAAAAAACACCCUGCAGCAUACUAGCUGAAAAAUACUAAGAACAUAAGAAUUGCCUUUCUGGAUGGCACCAAAGGCCAAUCUAGUCUAAUUUCCAGCAUAAGAGAAAGAGCAAAAAUAUGAAUGAGAACAUGCCACGAGCAUAUGAACAGUACAUUUCCUUCACUUUCGUGUAAACACAACCACUCAUAAAUGAGCUUCUAGGCCAGUUUUCCAUGCUUCCAGGAAAGACUAGAGAUAAGGCCAUUUCUCCUGUUACAUGCUUAACAGCUUUCUCGCAAUACAUGAUUUGGGAAACAUUUGCUUGAAGGAGACAUUAGCCGGGUCUGCUGCAAUCACCUUCCUGCCCUCCUCAAACCCUGCUAUGGUCACAGACAGAUGCUCCUCCUCCUCUCCCACAUGCCUCAGAGUAGAAUUCCCCUGCGGGCUGCUGGCCGUGCUCCUCAAGGCCGAGUUCCUGCCAUUCCAGAAGUGGCAGGCCAAAAAAGAACAGCUCAGCAAUCAGUUGACCAUGGAGAUAAGAGAGUGAUAAAUCAAAUGACAGCGUUUUAUCUUCUGUCACUUUUCCAAUGUUCAUUCCAAAAGCAGCCAAGUGCAAAGACAAAGUGAGUGUCAGAAACUUUCCCAGCCAAGCAACAACCUCCGCCUGCAUUUGAGCCUGUGAUACACACACACACAUGCCUGGAUUGCGUCUAGGGAGUGGGGUGGUGGGAAAUAACUUCAUUUAUUUUAACUAGGCUGCAUUUGGAGGAUUUAUUACAUGACCUGUGCUGAAUAAACAACAAAAAGGACAGAUCUUAUCUCUAAUCCUAGAGUGCUUUUAAGUCGCGGAGUCCUUCCGUGCAUCUGGAGCAUAUAUUGGCUCUCCGAUAUUUCUCAGGCUCUUCCUUGCCCCUUAAUGCUACUGAGAAUUGAGCAUGUCUGAAGGAAGCUUCCCCCCCUCCGCCUCUCUUUUCCCAAAAUGAAGCCUGCUAUGCUUGAGAUAGUGGAGCUAGGAAGCUGCCUCUCCAACCUCCAGGUGUUCUUUUCACUCCCUUGUGACUUCCUUCACUUAAAGGCUAGAAUUGCACCCAGUGAGAAACACGCGUUUCCAAUGAACCUGUUUGCCAUGGCUGGGGGGGGGGGGGACGCUUUAGCAAACUGUCAACUGUUCGCCUUGGAGAAUCGCUCUUCAGAUUCGCUUGCUGGCGUUGUUUUCGUGCUGCCACAUUGCUUUUUCUCAGAGACAAAACAGGUGUUACGUGCAAAAAGUGUGUGCAACGGAAAUGUGUGGUCCUUUUUUUCCCCCUCUGUGGGUGAAGGUGGCUCCAGUGGUACUCAGAUAGCCAUUGUGGGAAACAGGAUGCCGGGAUUUCGCUAUUCUUAGCCUCUGCUGUAUACAAAGCCAAUACAGCUGGUCGAAAUAUUCCAAGCGGUGAUGUAUACCAUGGCCCCCAAUAGUGGACAGGAGUGGUGCUCACUUGACCGCCAGUUGGUCAUGUCACUGCUGCUUACUGGGAGGGAGAGAGGGAGAGAUGGGGCCUUGAAGAGGUCAGCACCGUGCAGUUGUGCUGGUGGAGCCAAUCUGGAACUCCCAGCAAGGCAUUUGCACCCGGCCAACCCUAUCAUCUGCUUGCCUUUCUGCUUUCCGGUAAAAGACAGCAACAUGACCACCUGGAGGUCAGAUGAGCAGUGGCAUCCCACCAGACCAUCUGCUACUGCAUGGCCCCUGUGUGUAUGUUAAAAGCAAAAAUAUAAUCAGUUAAUAUUGCCCUGUAUAAAGCUGAACAGCAGCCUGCAGCUUGCCCAAUAUCUUAUUGAAAAGUUUAUUAGUCCCUAUUUCUAGACUUUUCACAGCCCAUAAUAUGUGGGUGGUCCAGCAAGAUUAGGCUGCAUGUCACUGGAUCACAGUUAGAACUGGAAGAGCUAUCUUAAAAGAGGAAAUGGGGUUUUCUAAUCUGGUAGAAGUUAGUUACUCAGCCAUUUUUCAUUGAUGACGGAGCCCUGGAGAAAUGACUCUAUCUCACUGCUUCCUUUGUGCCAAAAUGACAGCUGAAGAUCCUAAGCUAAUAGCAUUCCUUUCUUUCAAAGACAACUCUUUAAUAUGCCCUUUAUCUGGUCUUUUGUUAAAUAUAAUUUAAAUAAUCUUGAUAAAGUUCACAACUUAUUUCAUUUUUAAACAGCAAGCUCGGGGGAGGGGGGUUUCCCCCCUGUUCCAAAGUCUCCUGUAUCCGAGUUGUUCAUUCAACUCUGCUCUGAGAAAUUUAAAUUUAUCUACAUGGUGUCAGCUCCCACCACUCGCCGGGAAAAUAGAAGGCUCUCCCUGCUUCAAAAAGAAUCUGGCCUGUGACUAUUAGCCCUGUAAACACUUUGUCUGAGUCAUCCUUCGACAAAAUGGCAUCCUUCGUACAUCUAUAGUGGGAGAGCUGCUAAUCUGUUACGUCAGGUUAUGCUGCUGAUACAGCGUUCAGUGGCUCAGCACUGCAAGGACAGUUCCCACACCACUGCCCCAGGGCAAUUCCAUUGUUGCCCCCAUGUCCUGCUUUCAAGAUUCCCAUAGGCAUCUGGUUGGCCACUGUGAGAGCAGGACUCUAGACUAGAUCCAGGAGGGUUUUUCUCUUAUUCUCAGGCUCACCCAGUUCUCCCAAGUGACAAGAAGUUCCAUCACUUACCUUGGGUCACUGGAAUAUUUAGUUUAUUUGCAAUUAUACAGGUUGAGCAUACAGUGGUACCUUGGUUCCCAAACGGCUUGGAUCCCGAACAAAUUGGCUCCCAAACACCACAAACCCGAAAGUGAGUGUUCCGGUUUGCGAAUGUUUUUCAGAAGCCGAACAUCUGACGUGGCUUCCGCUGCUUCUGAUUGAGUGCAGGAAGCUCCUGCAUCCAAUCAGAAGUCAUGCCUUGGUUUUCGAACCAUUUCGGGAGUUGAAUGGACUCCCAAAACGGAUUAAGUUUGAGAAUCUUAAACACAUGAGCAAACGGCCACAGUUCACUUCUUUCUCUGCGGACCUCUGCAGAGACUGCCAGCGCCAUUUGGGUGAGGAGCAAUUUAGAUCAGGAAUUGACAUGGGUAGGAGGUUUAAAUAACUUCUCCCCCGUAACCAUUGCUGUGAGAAAAUUGGCAGUGCCUCCCCACCACCUGCCCAUAGUUAUUCCGCUAGCCAGAGGAUCCAGUCAUGCAAUUCCCAUAUAACAUGUAAUUUGGUCUCUAUUAAAAACUUGCUUAAUUCACUGUUGCAGGUAGUGACUGAUCAAUAGUACCAAUGUGAAGUCUGUGUUGCAACGAUUUCUUUCCUGCUUCCAAACUAUUGACUACUAGUGGUUUUGCUGGUGAUCUUUGCUUCUUCCAGUACACUGAUAUUAGUUCGCUUGUCUUCCCAAGUGAUGUGUAAAAAUUUUUGGAGACACCAUUGAUGGAAUCUUUCGAGGAGUUGGAGAUGGUGUUUAUAAGUGGUCCAUGUUUCACAAGUAGAUAGUAAGGUUGGUAGUACAAUAGCUUUGUAAACAAGCAUUUUGGUUUCCCUGCGAAUGGUCAAGUCCUCAAACACUCUGCACUUCAAUCAGGAGAAAGCCGCACUCGCAGAGCUCAGGCGAUGCUGGGUUUUGGCAUCAAUGUUGGCCCUUGUGGAAAGAUAACUGCUUGGGUAGGAGAAGUGAUUGACAUUUUCCAAUGUUACACCAUUGAGUUGGAUUUGUGGCACUGCAGAGGGGUUAUUUUGUACUUGUUGGUGCAGCACUUUGGUUUUUUUGGAUGUUGAGUGAUAGGACAAGCUUUUCAUAAGCUUCUGCAAAGAUAUUUAGGAUGGUUUGGAGGUCAUCCUCUGAGCGUAUGCACACUACGUUGUCAUCAGCAUGCUGAAGCUCUGUGACAGAAGUUACGGUAACCUUUCCCCUGACUACGUAAUUCAUUUAUGCCCCAUUCUAGCCAAUCAACAGAACGGCUCUAAUUGACUUCAAAUGUAAAGGGAAAGUUGUCAAGAGUUAGCACUGCACAUUUUUUUUCCAAAGAGGCCAUGAUCAGAUGAGUUUUGUCUCCCACAUGAAGUCCUUAAUUGCUUAUCCUGUUCUUUAUCUAUUACUCUGUAAUGAAACUCUGACACAUGAAGGCCAUUUUCUGGAUUGGCUUUGCAGUCUCAGUGGUUCGGAAUGCUUUUCCUGUAACCAGAGAAACAUUCUAUCAGUGCCACCUUGAGAAAGUCAGUGUUAUUGGUCCCUGGGGCUUCAUUAGAAAUGUCAGCAUAUUCUGCAGCAGUAUCUAUCGAGACGGCUUGUCAAAUGGCUGUUUCAAGUGACGAGCUGGAAGCAGGAGCAUAUGGUGAUGGAGAGGAGUACUUAUACCACAUACCUGACUCCCAAUAGACUGACCUUGACUAGGGCAACAGGUUAAAAACUUGCCUCUUGUUCCGUCAGACUAACAUUCUCGCUGAUUAAAGGAGAAUUCAGAUGAGCAGGGGACUCCUGAGUCAGAGCGGGGUGGAAAUAUGUCGGAGCUGGUUCUAUAAACUGUCUAUUCUCAGGCUUCCAGAGACCCAUCACCUACGCGAAUUGAAAACUUAACACACUUGCGGGUUCUUUUUAUGUCAAUGUUGCUGUGCUCCAUUAGUCUUCAAUUAGAGUGUGGUGCUCCAACCCAAGUUAACUAGUGUCAUUGCUACUUUUCGUUUCUGAAGAGUAAGAGAAGAAUGGAGAAAGAAGGUUGGGUGAGUUGAAGUAGAUAGUGAAUAAAAAUGCAUACAAGCGAUGGUUGCUAUGACUUACUAAUCCAGCACCAUCAAUUUACAGGGCACAUUACAGAAUUCCUUAAACAAAAACCCAGUCCCAUGUGCCUAUAUCCAGAGUAUUUAUAACAAAAACUUUGGUCACUUCCAGUUGACUUGUUUAUUGAACAUUCAUCCUGACUUGACUGUGAGGAGAUUAGAUGCCAUCAGCUACUUGUUGAGCAUUCAUUCUGAUUCGUUUACAGGGACAUUAGACGACGUUGUGCCAAGCAAAGCUAAUUCUGCACUUUCCAGUUUAUUUUCGCAUCACGUUCCUUAUAGCAAAGAGUCUUUUUCAGUGGGCAGGGGAGAGCGGGCUUGUUGCACAAGAGAUCCAAAUCAACUUCAGCUGUGCAACCCAAAUUUGGGGGUAUGUAACUGAAUCCCACCCAGAGCCAGCCAACUCAUGAGGCGAGGUGAGACGACUGCCUUGGGCAGCAGGAGCCACAGGGACAGCAGAUCCCAAUGUAGAGCUUUAUUUCCCUGGUGUGGCGCUUCACUCAUUCCUUCUUUCCUCACUGGGGGACCACCAUUUUGUGGUUCACCUCAGGUGUCAAGAUGUCUUCAGCCAGCCCUGAUCCCACCCAAUAAAACAGUGACAGUCUGGAACUGCCUUCAGACAAUGGGGCAUAAAAGGGAGAAAGAGUCAAGGUUAGCUAGAGGGGGGCAUGAGCAGAUGGAGUUACACAUACUUAAGCUUUAGUUACACCUGUAUUGAGGAUGCUGAAAGAUGCUACAGGGCCUGUGUCCAAGCAGAGCUCUAGCCACUCUGCCAUACUGUCCAAUGCUUGGCGACCUUCACCAUCAUUCAUUAUACUAAUUGCAAAUUCAGGGGCUGACUUAUGAUGGUGAUAAAACUGAAAAGAGGCCACUGGGAGAAAACAAGGAGGUACCCACAUGCUUGAGGGAACUGCAAGGUUUGCGGAAGUUUAACAAAGCGAGAACCUAAAAGGUGGGGGGGAGUUAAAAUCCUAAACAAAAAAUGCUCAUUGAAGACUGAGCAUGCUCAGUAGCCAUGGAAUGCCGACUGACUGUUGUGGAAGGGAGGGUGGAAUGGAGUAUCCUGAAAGAAAGAAUAGCUGGUUGGGUAGAAUCCUGAACUCCACACUGCAACAUUUUUCAGUGUUUUCUAAUAAGCCAAGGAUAAGAUAUUAGAACUUCUUGCCCAGGGGAGCCUUCUAAGCUCCCUCCCCAAUAGCCUUCAGGAGACGGGCAAACUUGUAUAUUGUUUUGUAAGGCCUCCAGUGGUUUAUCUGGGCCCUGUUUUGGCUGGUUGGGAUUUUACUUCUUGCACCGGCUGCCGUUUCAUUUUUAUGGGUAGCUCCAUCAGAGGUUCUUUGGACCUUAAAAGGCAUGAUGGAAAUGAAUUAUUUGUUACUAGUAGCAGUAAUAAUAAUAGAUUUCAUCCCAGUGAUUCUGCUUUUCACAAGCUUGGUUCUCUGUAAUGUUUACUCAGCUAGCAGGAAGCAAGACAUUUCACAAGUAUGUUAAAAUGAGCCCAAUAGUCACUCAAGGGGAAAGUCCCUCAUCCUCUUCAUGGAACAGUCCUUUGCAUUCGCAAGAUCUUCAGCCAUGUCUUUUGCUUGCAGAACUCACUUCAAAGGAAGGAGCGUUGUGCUGAAUUCUGUAUCUAGCCAUUUCCAUCAGCCUUUUGUUUCUUAAUGCCCAGGGAGCCACUGAGCUAAGUUCUUUAAUAUUAACCUAAACAAUAAAUUGCCCAUAAUAGCUUGGUGCUUGAUUCCCCUAAUGGAUUUUUGUUGUCCUGGUCCCUCAUCUCUCUCCAUAAUGUACUUUGACAGAAUUAAGCAUCAAAAGAUUUCCAAGGUGAGCUGGGAGGGUGACUCUAUACUUAUUCAUACAAAGGUGGUUGUGUUCAUGCAGGGUUUGGGGGGUUUUUUCUUGGUAAGUGCUUGAAAUCUUAGUGCUUUCAAAAGUACUUAAAGCACUUUAAAGGAGCUCUUGCCACCACCACCCACAGCAAGCUCUGUGAUAGCCGGAAAUUUCAUAAUCCCAGAACAUAUGAAAAUCUGAAAAUUUUGAAACCAUGCUAGCAAACUGUUGCCUUCGUGCAUAAUCCUCACAUGCAUGAUGUGCCAAGCAGCAUUCGUUGUGAGUUUUGCUUCGCAGUUCUCCCAUCCCUCUCGUUGGGGUUGUCAUGCAUGUCAGCCUCUUGUGACCCCCUCAUGCGUAGGACAUGUGUUAAAAUUAUUCAAUAGAUGGAUAAAAUGAUUGCUAAAAAUUCAUAGAUUACCUAACUGUUAGGGCAUCUGCUGGUUUAUCAUAAUGCAAAUAAUGCAGAGUGAGGUGGCACUUAAACUGUCGUUCAGCCUAGACCAGGGGUAGGCAACCUAAGGCCCGGGGGCAGGAUGUGGCCCAAUUGCCCUCUCAACCCGGCCCAUGGAUGGUCCAGGAAUCAGCGUGUUUUUUACAUGAGUAGAAUGUGUCCUUUUAUUUAAAAUGCAUCUCUGGGUUAUUUGUGGGGCCUGCCUGGUGUUUUUACAUGAGUAGAAUAUGCACUUUUAUUUCAAAUGCAUCUCUGGGUUAUUUGUGGGGCAUAGGAAUUCGUUCAUACUUUUUUUCAAAAUAUAGUCCGGCCCACCACAUGGUCUGAGGGACAGUGGACCGGCCCCCUGCUGAAAAAGGUUGCUGACCCCUGGUCUGGACACUGAGAUCCAGCUCCAAGGGCCUUCUGGUGGUUCCCUCGCCGCGAGAAAUGAGGUUACAGGGAACCAGGCAGAGGGCCUUCUUGGUAGUGGCGCCUACCCUGAGGAAUGCCCUCCCAAGGAAAGAAGAGGUCAGGGAGAUAAGUAACUAUACACACUUUAGAAGAUAUCUGAAGGCAGCCCUGUAUAGGGAAGUUUUUAAUGUGUAAUGUUUGACCAUGUUUUUGUAUAUGCUGGAAGCCACUCAGAGUGGCUGAGGCAAUCCAGUCAGAUGGGCGGGGUACAAAUAAUAAAAAUUAAAAAAUUAAAAAAUAUUAAACUCUUUCUCGCCAAUUAACCAUUCUUCCCCACAAUCCUCAGCUAACCCCACCCCACCCCACCCCGGCUAGUCCCCACCCCUCAGCCAAGCAUAUUUCUGAGCUCACAAUCACCUGGAAAAAAUAUUCACUUGGGGAGUCGUGGUAGAGAAGAAUUAGCAGGCAGGUGAUGGAUUAAACAUACCAACCUCUAAUUCCCCCCUAUGAAUUCCUCAACACAAUUCUGGGAUUCCUAUGAUGGCUACCUAUACAUAUUUAUCUGGAAGUAAAUCCUACUUUCCUUCCGAGUAGGCCUGCAUAGAAUUAUACUCUUAAUCUUCCCCGUUUGUAGGAUUUUGCCAUUCUCUGUUGACUUACAAAGCCCUCGCAACGCAACAACAUUAUUUCUGGCUAUUCCAGAGUAGAUUGAGAGUGAACUGUUGGAGAUCUGUUGACUAUUGUCACUAACCAGGAAGGAAGGAUUUAUGUUGUGUGUGUUUGCGAGGUGGAUGGUUCUUUCUGCACUGCAAGCACCACUACAUUAAGGGGAAAACAGAGUGGCAUUUUCCUUUCUUCGCAAUAAAACGGAUCAUUACCCUACUGAGAAAAUGUGGCAGCCACACAGCGAGGGCACCUGAAUGCUCCAGGCUUUAACAGCUGUCCAGUGUGCUCCUCCUCCUCCUCCCUUUUUGUAAGAUUAUAUAAGCUGGUUCUCUACAAUGCAUCAAGAACAAUCAUUGCACCUGCUUGACACAAACGGGGGGGGGGGUGUAAAAAUGUUCUGUAACAGGUGGCCUUGUGGGUCAGGCAGAGAGGCUGGAGUCAUUGGUGCGAGGACAGAAUGGCCACUCCGCUAAGCCCCAUUUUCAGACAUUAUGUGGGGCAAAUAAGGAAAUAUAGCAACUUGCAGAGAACAAUAGCAAAGUGGGUUCAGCUGGAAGAAAAUUACAUGGGAGUGUUUGGGAAGAGGGGCUUGUGGGGUCAGAGAGACAUCCCACCCCCUAUGUAGUCUUUUGCUCUUCAGUCAUGCUAGGACCCCCGUUCCCUGGGGCAUUUCUGCAUUUAAAAAGACAGGCUUCUCCACUGUCACAUGUAGUUUGCCCAUAGAGGUAUAAGGUGUGUGUAAUAUUUUUUUAAGCAGUGGGGCCUACUCUGGAAGCAUCUUUGUUACAAUCAGUCCAACAUACCUUUCCUCUCCAGUGUUAAGCUCAGUGGAGUGGGGCAGUGUGAUUCUGCAAAUUUGAUACAGAAGUCACAGGGUACAGCACCCAUUGCUGUGGCUCAUCCUCAGCUUCUCCUCCCAUAAUCACCAGUUCUCAGAGCAGGAACAUUAUGAGGGUGGGGGAGGGAAAUAGAUAUAUAUUACCUGUGUGGUGUAAUUAAUAAAAGAAUUGGCUGGAUCCCUAGAUCCAAACCACAAGGCUAAACAAACUCUCCAGUAAGAGAGCCCCAGCAGAGUUUAAAAGUCACAAAAUGUGCAGCGACAAUGACGUGUUGGGAAUAGAGGUUGUUAGACCCUUUAAAUACCCUGUUUAGUUCACUUACAGCACUCCCCCUCUCAAAAUGAACAGAUCACACCAUUAGUAAGUCGAAAAUGCUUUACUUGCAAACUCCAAAGGUCAGAUUCAUGUGUUAUUCUAUGCAGCAGCAAGAAGAACACAGGGUUACAAAAUACAGAAUAAUACUUCUGACCAGACGUGUUAGCCAACUUCUUCACCAGUGGUGAGGGGGGAGUGAUCUGAGGCUAGCAAUAUACUUCUAUGGUCUAAAUCACUUCAUGCCUUAACCAGCCCUAAGCUUGAUAGUUAUAUUUAACUGCGAUUCCUCACACCUUAUUCACUGGCACACUUUUAAAUAAAACAGGUGUGUUGGGUCUAGGGAUGAGGGAGACACUCUGUUCAGCUCACAUUUUUAAUGCCCAAUUCAGACUUCCUAAAACAGCACAUGAACUGAAAUAUCCAUCAAUCAGAGCACUUCAAUUAAAAAAUGUAUAUUAGAGGAAAGUGUGCAUAACAAUACAUGUCUCAAUGAAAAUAAUAUUUAAAAGUGCAUUGCAUUAAGGAAAAUUGCUUACAAAAAAAAGUCUAUAUGAGACAAAAUUGCAUUCAAAAUGUGUCCAUUCAGAGAAAAAAUACUAAAAUGCUGACAGAUUUUCAUGAGGGCUCUUUUAAAAAUAUCUGCAAAUUGGUGCAGAAAUGGGGCAAACUGAACUUAAGAGAGGAAAGCAGAGAGACUGAAAGAAACCGUAAUUGACAGGUUCAUCCAUCUCUAACUGGGUUCAUGCUCUGCUACACCAACCAGCAAGGGAAAGAAAGAUGUGUUUGUAAUUGGGACACUGCUGAGAAGUGCAAUGAAUUUAAUGGAACUUUAAAAACUCUUUGGGAUAUUUAACAGUUGAAUUUUACCUAUUGCUCCUCUGCAGAACCAUCCAAGAAGAGUGAGUAACGUGUUUGUUUGUGUGUUUUGUUCUUUUCUCUCUCCUUUUAUUGCUCCUUCUCUGCUCUUACUUCCUUUACCUCUUUACAAUUUCAGGUGGUAGGCUGGUUAACUGGGGGUGAGGGGAAAAUUUUGGCUUGGGAGGUGUGUGACGGCGUGGGGUGUGUUCUACUUUGUGUUUCCAUUGCAUGUAUGGUUUUCUCAUUGCUGAUGGAUCGUUUAAUAAAACAGUACCAACCGUUAUUAACAAAAAUUAAAUUGAAAAGCCAGAAAAUGGCCACAUUCAAAAAUUUAAAAAAAAACCAUAAACCAUUGCGCCCACUUCACUACUACCUGCCAGUGCUGCAGAGAAACAAAUUAUGAUUCCUAGUUUUGCUUUGCAUUCAAAUCAGGCAUCAUGGGGUUUUUUGAUCCAAGAAACCACAGUCUACAGUCAAGGUUUGUUCUUGAUCCUAGUUUAUUGGAGCAAAACAUACAAUAAUCCCCAUUUGGGAUGUAAUGCUAAGCUAGGAUUCAUAGUUUGUUCCCACUAUAUGCUAGUGGGGAGGAGCGUAACAUGAGCACACAUUCAUAGUAUACCAUUAACUAUGGUUUACUUUGACCUGAGAUUUCAAGUGAAGCGGGGGAAUAGAGAUGUGCAAAAUAAUGCAAAACACAGGAAAAAUAAAUAGAGAUAAAGCAUUAGAUGAUUGAUCACGAGGGCACAAUUUUCAUCUGUGGGUUGUGAGUUAAAGCCAUGCUUUAUGCAAUAUGAACUGAAAAUUAAAAUAUUCAAGAUGGCCUUUCCUUGUAACCAUGAGUGAUAACCUUUGUUUAUUAAGCUGCAUGCUACCUUCCUUCAGUUUGUUAAAAAGGCACCUAUGGUAAGUCUGUGCUUAAUAUGUAAAUAUUUAUAUAUAUAUAUAUUCAGUUAAUGAAUUAAAAGAAUAUAUCUAGUGGAUUGACAGCCCUGUUUCAAAAACCAGCCUUGCAUAUGUGCCUCUGCAGAACCUCUUCUUUUAAACAUAAUCAUAAUUAUCCUGAUUCUGUGAAAUGUUGAGGUGAUGGGCAGUGAACAUAAUGCAAAGAAACCACCUUAUUUGUCUGCUUUAUUACAGCAGCAACAACAACAUGUGGAUUUUUGUGUACCAACAGCUUUGGGGAGGACCAGGUGUGCGCUGUGGGUAGUGAGGCAGUGUGCCAUUUGGAAAUCCUGUCGCACCGUCAACCAAAGUGGUUCAGGCCAUAAGCGCCACGGGCGGAAAUAAUAAUAAAGCAUAUGAAUAUAUAAAAGCACCUUAUGUGGAUUCAUAUCAUUGCUCUGUCUAAGCCAUUUCUGUCCACUCCAGUUGGUACCUCUGCCACCUUUUCCAACCGUGGUAUUUAACAGCAUCCCCCAGUCUCCAGGUGCUUUCAACUACAACUCCCAUCACCCCCAGCCACCAUGGCCAGUUGGGAGUUGUAAUCUACAGGGACCAGGUUGGGGAAGACUGCUAUCUGUGGAGCAUCCAGCAUCAAUGGGAUGGUAGUGUACGCCAGCUGCAAGUGACUAGAAAAGCCAGUUUUCCACUGACACCUCUCUCUUUUCGCAUUGUUGCUCAUUUUUCCAGGAGAGGACGAUGACGACGAUGAAUGUGGGGAAGAGAAGCUGCCCUCCUGCUUUGACUAUGUGAUGCACUUUCUGACCGUCUUCUGGAAGGUCCUUUUUGCCUUUGUCCCCCCUACAGACUACUGGAAUGGUUGGGCUUGUUUUGUUGUGUCCAUCUUAAUGAUCGGCCUUCUGACUGCGUUCAUUGGGGACUUGGCGUCCCAUUUUGGCUGCACCAUUGGGCUGAAGGAUUCUGUGACUGCAGUCGUGUUCGUUGCAUUGGGGACUUCAGUGCCAGGUAAAGAAAAAAGAAACAACACCAAAAACGCAAAUAUAGUCACAAUAAUUUCGUGCCUUGCCAAUGUUUUUCAUGCCAUUGUACUCUGCUGUGUGGGGCGGGGGGGAUCCCAAGAGACCUGGCAACAGUCCAGGAUUUUCCAUCUGGACUGUGUGUCUAUGCAAUUUGUAACACAGAUUGUAGGAGGAAGAUUUAGUUAACAAUUAUCAACCCAUUUAUUUGCAAAACAAUUAUUUUAGAACCAAGCGGGUUAUUCCAGAAUAUGUAAUGGGCUGCUUGCAACCUUAGUCCAUUUACUUCUAAGUAGCCUUAGUUAAAUUGUAAGGAGCAUAUUACUUGUACUAUGAGUCAUUUUGUAAAAAUGCACAUAGCAGUAGGUUCUGGGGAGCCAAAUCGGAAGGGUAGUAAGGAGAGAAUUAACCUUCCUGCUAUCAAUAAGACCUUCCCUUUAUGCACAGAGCAGCUUGGGGCAGAUUGGUUUUUGUCAGGAUUGGGUGGAAGCUUAAACUACUACUCCCUGCUCCCCACAGACCCAAUUCUGAUCAGGGGCCCCAAAUGCUGCUGUUUGUAUUUUUAAAGCUAUUCAUUAAACCAUGCAUUUAGUGUCAUGAGUUGUUUGGCCCAUGUACAUACAAGAGACUCCUGGUGAUUCAGAUGACGCUCAGGUAAUCAAUUGCAGAGGAGAGCACUGAAUGAACCUUAUGUAUUGUUUGCACACACUUGUACCCCGGUUUGGAGCACAUGCGUCAAAUUUUAGGCUGCGCAUUAAAACCUUACACAAGAAAUCAGGGGAAAUAAUCAGGUCAGAGAACAAUUAAAGGCAUUAAACAAAACAAAAAACAUGUUCUUGAGCAAGAGACCUAAAUAUUUUCUGCCAACCAGAUAUUUACAUAUUAACCCCAGAAUCUAAUGGAAGAGUCCUCAUAAGAAUUUGAAAUAAUUGCUGUGUUUCGUGUUGCUUUUCUCCAAAUAUAUAUUUGAUGAGUGCAUAACCAAAGACAGAGAUGAGGAGUGUGUGGCCCUCUAGUUGUUGCUGGACUCCAACUCCCAUCAGCUCUAGCCAGCAUGGAACCCACUGCCUUGUCACACAGGGGGGAAGGAGCAAGGACAAAAUUUGAUGCCCGCAAAGCCAGAUAAGCAAGGCACCAGAGAUUCUCCUAUUAAAGCCCCAUUUAAAUGAGCGAGAGCAGCGCAGUAGUGCUGCUGUCAGAACAGCUCUUAUCCAUCAGCCACAUGUGUUGAAAUCCAUCACAUUCAAGGGAGCUAUAUGCAAAAUAUGUUAGCUGCGUGCUGAAAAAAAUCCCCAGGGGCCUAAGUCUUUUACGCUGGGCACCAUUCACAGUGGCAGUGGUUCUUAAGCUGUUGCCCCACAUGCUAAAGAGGUAACCCACUUCCCACUUUAAAUCUAGGCUGAAGAGCAGCGUGUGUCUUUCAGUAUGAGCUGAAGUUUGUCUUAUGCCAGGUCCAAAUUCUUUGUUAAUCUAACAUAGAAUUAUCUGCAUCGGCUGCUUGUUCUUUCGGGCACUGCAGGGUCUCAAGCAGAGAAGGAUCUUUCGCAUCCACUGUUACCUGACCCUGUUAAGGGGAGGCACCGUGGUUUGACCCUGGAACCACCUACCUUGAGGCAUGUGAUCUGCCACUAAGCUAGACUCCCUCUCUCAAGUGUUGCUUCCACCACCAGCAGCAAGUGCAGGAGGCACUUCAAACAAAACAACCUUCUUCCACCCUGUGUGCAGUUCUCCAUGCACUCAUGCCACAUAUACCAGUGUGUCCUACCAGUAAAGGGCAAAUUUGGAGGCUGAGUUUUAAUGCAAAAACUUUUGAAAGUCUUUUGCCAUGUGGUGUCCAUGAAGACAUGCAGUGAUCUGCAAAAAGAAAGUAAACUUGAAUAAUUGUUCUCAGUACGUAGAGAUUUUAAGAAACAUUUGCCCAUUACUGAUUCCGUCUGAUAUGAAUUACCUCUGCCCACUGAGCUGCCAGCACUGGACCAAUCUGUAACAUCAUAUGUCAAGGAAGGAGUCCAGGAUAUACAGUGGACGCUCGGGUUGCAAACAUGAUCCGUGCAGGAGGCACGUUCGCAACCCGCAGCAUCUGUGACCCAUGCAUCUGCACAUGCGCAGGUCGCAAUUUGGCGCUUCUGAGCAUGCGCAAAGCGCAAUUUAGAGCUUCUACACAUGUGCAAGCGCUGAAACCCAAAAGUAACCGUUCUAGUACUUCCUGCUUUGGCGCGGUGCGCAACCCGAAAUCGCACAACCCAAAGUGUCUGUAACCCGAGGUAUGACUGUAGCUAAUUCCCAAGCCCCCUCUGUCCCUGUUCCAGUUAGCAUGGCAAUGGCUCUUCCCAUUUAGUUUUGGGUUUAGUGUUUUUUUCCAAGCAGUGUUGAAGGACACACACUGCAGCCCUUCGCUUGCCACUAAGGCAUGCGCCUCCAAGGGCUGAUGGACUCCAGUUCCCAUCAGCCCCAGCCAGCUCUGGCAGGUGAUCAGGAAAGAUGGGAGUUGCAGCCCACCAAUUUCUGGAGGCUCUCAAGUUCCUCACAAAUGUAAAAAGGGGAAAUACUGGAUGCUAAGCUACACACACUUUUGCACUGUGAAGAGCAUAACAAUACCGACCUCCAUUGCAGGGACAUUUUGAGGAUCACCAGGCUAAUGCAUGUGACCUGCUUUGAACACUUGGAAAGUGUUGUCUAAGAGGGAUGGACCUGCUCUGCAAAAUCUAUGGGUUCUGGGGCUGUGCUAGGACAAAGAGGAGGUGACUUUGUUAGCAUUUGUCUCACCCUCCAAUCCAUCCUAACUCCGACCUGUGGAUCUGUUAUAUAAAGCUAUAUUUGCAUGAGAACUGAGAGGUCAUUCAGUCUGAGGGAAAGGUUUCAUGGCUGGGUUGUUUUCAGGAACAGUUCUUCCAAAAAUAUCUCAUGCCAUCUAUCAUGUAUCUCUCAUAUGCUGGAAGCAAGAUUGUGUGUGUGUGUGUGUGUGUGUGUGUGUGUGUGUUCCCCUAGCAUCCCCAAACAUCCAAAGCUUUUUUUCCCCACUUCAAAGCAGCUUCAGCCAACCUUUCAUUUCUGAAUAUAACAGCCACUUUCUAGCAUGUUCAUACACAAUUCCUGAAAACAGAGUGGCAUUUAGCAUCGGGGGCUGUCUUUUGCUGCGGGAACAGCUAAUGAAACUCUCUUUUAAUGACUAUUGAAAUAGAAAGCUCCCUUUUCUGUUGGUGCAACGUCGGUUCACGUUACUUUGAAAGAGCAAACUCGUUAUGAAACUUGUCGCAGUCUCUAAAAAUUACUUACACUUCUGUAAGCCUGUUAAGGGCUGAGGCGCUUACAGAAGGGAAGAGGGCUACUCUGCGGCGGGAUGGUGACAUUUAACUGCAUUGCAAAUGCGCAGCACAAUAUCAAAAUCAAGUAACUUGCAAUAAAAAGCUAAGCCACCCCCCGCCGCCAAGCAGUCAUCACUUAUCCUAAGAAAAUAUGCAGAUUAUAAAUGAUCAGCCUGACAAUAAUCUUUUCUACAAUGAAAAUGACAGCUUAAUCCUUGAACAGGCAUCUAUAACCAUCCCCAUUCUCUGUGAAGGCAUACCAUUAAUAAAUGACACUUUACUUAGACUAAAUUUGCAAUGUAGCCUCAUUUAUUAAUUGCUGCUUAUUUCUGUAGCGUAAAUUCACAUAGUAAUAAUGCCUGCAUAUUGAUACAGCAAUUCAAAAUGUUCCAAGUGAUUCAGUAAAUAUUAGCUCUUUAAUCUUUACAACAACCACCCUAGGUAACCUCACCAGGAGAGGGUACCUGUGGCCCUCCAGAUGCUGUUGGCUACAGUUCACAUCCUGUUUGGCCCCAGGAAAUGCUGGCUGGGGCUGAUGGGAGAUGGAGUCCAACAGUUUUUGCGACAUCACAGGUUCCCCAUCCUUGACACACCGCCGUAGCAAGAUUCCAUCUGCCUGCCUAAUUCUAACUGACUGGGCUUUGAGCAGAGAAGCACCGUAUCAGCAUCAUGGAGCGUAGCAAAUUAAUCAGUUUAACAAGGGACAAACAUUUUACCCAUUCCUUUUCUUUGUUGAAUAUUUAUUCAUUCGUUCAUUUUACUUAUUAUCGCCCUUCGUCUAAGGAUCACAGGGUGUAAAUCACACUGUUCCUAAUUGAAGUUAACUCUUUGUUAGCAAAAACAGAAUUGGCACCGGAGUUUCAGGCCUAAUGAGCACAACUCAUCUCCAGUAGGUCUUGUCCCCAUGAAGCAGUUGCUCAGAUUGAAGGUUCCCCACCUCCCCACAGCUGCCUAAGUCCCCCUCCUCUCCAGGUUUUUUCCCAAGCAACCAGAGACUGCGCCUGUGUGUCACCAAUCUCUCCUCCACCAUCUUCAUACCUCUUCUGGUUCCGGGAAACAAGAGGGUAGGGGAACUUGUUGCAGCAGGAGGGCAUAGUGGCUCUUCCCCAGCCUGACUCAUGUCUGCCUCUUGGCUUCCGUCCUCUCCCUCACCUGGUUCAGCUUCUGCAUCUGAUUCUGGAUGUCUUUCUACCACAAACUUUCUCUGCUCCCUAAGUCCCAUGACCUCCUCAGCUUCCGGCACCGCCUUUCCCCAGUCUUCUCCCUCUUCAUUGUCCCACCACCAAUCCCCAGGCUCGUAGUCUUCUUCCCCUAAGGGUUCCUCAGCUGGUUCCUCCCACCGUUCCUCUGCAUCCAACUAGUCCAUGACCCAAGGCAGUUUACAAUGUAAAUAUUCACUCAUUCUUCCUCUGUCUGCACCGGUUUGUAAUUAUACCUUUACUUUUGUUUUACUGCCAGUAGAAAGGGACAUUUAAAAUCAACCAGAAACCUCAAAUGUUGCCAUGUAUAAUCACCCCAUAGCAAGAGAGCACCUGUUCAGGGUUCUAGCUAGGCAACCAGUCACCUGCUCCUCCAGAGCCCUCUAGGAGGUGUGGGGUUCUGAGCUACCAUGCAUAGGACUUCGCUGUAAGUUGCAAGCACAGCACCAGUUGCAUUGAUGGCACCUAGUUUUUGGAAAAACAAACUUAUAGGCAUCUCAUCACGUUGAAACAGCCGUGCUGAUCUUGGAGUGGAACACAUUAAUAAGCCAAGUAAUUGAACUAUCCCUAUGAGUCAUUCAAGUGCAACAGCAAAGUGAAUAUAAUAUAUUAUCAAGUUCCCGUUUGAGAGACUGGAUUCCUUAGCAGAUUGCAAUAACAUUUUAUGACAUAAUUUAAUUCCACUGACCUCAAUGAAUAAUGAGGUGGUGCUUAAAUCAUGUGUAAAUAAUGUUUAUUACCAUUUUUUUAAAACAAAAAAACCCCAUGAUUUUAAAAAUAUAUUGAAUAUCCCAUUAAAUGAUAUAAAGAAGAGCGCAGCAGCAGCAACUGGCUACAUAAAGUACAUUAUCCCAUACUUGGGGCUGGAGCGGUGAGAGAAUAAGGCCAGGAUUUGGAGAUAUAUGCUUCAACGUAUCUCCUUACUCACUGGGGUAAGGUGCCAACAGAGUGGCUAAAUUCUACAGCAGAUUUCUCUGGCAGAUGCUUUGUCCUUUAAAUUUUAAAUAAAUUUUCUUUUUCAUCAGCUUUGCAACUCUACAAUCUUGCAGAAAUGUUUAUUACAGUUGGAUCCAUCCAUAACAUACAACUCCACUCCCCCAUCCCAUCACUUUUGUUAAACACUUGUCCUGUUCCAUCACUCUGAAUGUGCAGAGAUCUUUUUGUACCUGUGCGCAUGCAGCUUAAAAAUAAAUAAAUCACAAGAAAUAGGCAAAAGAGCCAUUUACUGGGCUCUAUCCAGCAUGCUUCAGUAUGGGCGAAAUAGUGGUUUGUGCUUACAACAUCCAUAUCCAUUUUGAUCUGGAUUUGUUUUUGUUUUUAAAAAAUUAAUACAGAAGUCCUGCACAAGAUUUGAUAUGUAGCUAUACUGACAUUCUCUGUUUAUGUACUGCAGUGACAAUCUCCAAGGUAAUCCCCGACACAUGUUGAGAUCCUGAAAGAACUUGGUUGUUGACAUUCCAACAGCAUGCGGCAAUUGGUGGAAAUAGGUGUACAACAUUUGGGUUGCCAGAAACAAAGGGUAGACCUAGCUAAUGUUAGACCUCCUCAAGAGCUGACCCACUGAAAUUGAUGGUCAUGGCUAACGUAGGUGCAUUAAUUUCAAGGGGUCUGCUUUGAGUAGAACUUAAGACACAGCCCAAAAUGGCUAAGUUGCACUCAGGCGAGGAGCAAAUAAAAGUAGGAAUGUGGUGAUGGAGACCCAAAUAUCACCACAUGCAUAACAACCCGCUCACCACACAAAAAAUGUGCUAAUGAACCUUCACACUAGCUGUGUUAGGGGGCUUCCAAAUCUGCCCUUUACUGCAUAAUCACCUUAUUCUUUUCAAUUUUUUCAAGGCCUCAGUUGGUUAGAGUGUGGCGCUUAUAACUCCAAGAUUGCAGGUUCAGUCCCUGUAUGGGACAGCUGCAUAUUCCUGCAUUGCAGGGGGUUGGACUAGAUGACCCUCGGGAUCCCUUCCAAAUCUACAAUUCUAUGAUUCUAAUUCUAUGGUGUAGUUCAGCAUUUGCUGGUAUCUCAGGAUCCCCCCCCCCCCAACAUUUCAUGGUAGACAGUAAAACUACAUUGAACCACUUUAUCAUACCCUACCACAAAAAAACCACAACUUGUGAGGGAGAGGCUGAAAAAAGACUGAGAGACCUUCAGUUGUCUGGAGAAUAAGACCAACUGAUACUACUACAAUAAUUAUUUAUGACUUAUACCCCGCCCAUCUGAUGGACUUACCGCAGUCACUCUGAGCAGCGUCCAACAUAAUAUAAAAACACAUGGAGACAUCAAACAUUUAAAAAAUUCUGCUAUCCCAAUUUCAUGGCAAUCUGCCUAGGUAAUGACCAACAUCUGCUUUGAUGCUCCCAUUAGAAGUACACUUACCGAUUUUCCACGUUAAUAUGAAAUCUGGAUUUAAUAUUUUUUAAAAGGUACAGGGUGGCAUUUUGAAGAUAUCAUAUGGAUUUUGAUGACAUCAUAUGGCAUCAUAUGGAUAAUGCAAGGGGGGGAGGUGUCUAGAAGCACCCUAAAUGAGCCACAGCUGCACAACAUCAGCUUUCAAUGACUAUCAGAGAGCAACUCUUUUGUAGCAUUUUUCAAAUUGUAAUGGCAAGGGCUGUUCUUGCCACCUACACCCUUUUUUUUUUACUAUAGAGGUCAAACGAAGCCCAACAGUGGGCGUCUUUCGUGAGCAAUGCAAGAGGCGAUCUUACAGUGCCAUCCUAUACGGGUCUAUUGCUUAGUUCAAUGCAUCGUAAUAAUAAUAAUAAUAAAAUUUUAUUUAUAUCUCGCCCUCCCCAGCCGAAGCCGGGCUCAGAGAGGCUAACAACAGUAAAAUAACACAACAUUCUAAAAUCAUUUCAAUAUAAAAUCAGUUCAAAACAAAUUAAUGGCAACCAUUGGGCUAGAGUUCUGUGAGGAUUGCCAAAGGAGGGGGUCAGGCUAAGCCCUGGCCAAAGGCCUGGUGGAACAGCUCUGUCUUGCAGGCCCUGCGGAAAGAUGUCAAGUCCCGCAGGGCCCUAGUCUCUUGUGACAGAGUGUUCCACCAGAUUGGAGCCACAGCCAAAAAAGCCCUGGCUCUGGUUGAGGCCAGCCUAACCUCCCUGUGGCCCAGGACCUCCAAGAUGUUUUUGUUUGAAGACUGUAAGGUCCUCCAUGGGACAUACCAGGAGAGGCAGUCCCGUAGGUCCUAGGCCGUAAAUCCCAGGUGUAUAGGAAUGUAGGCUCAAUCUUGUGUUUUUUGCAGGUGCAUGAAUGAUCCAUAAAAUCACCCUCUCCUGUAUCUGAAAAAUAGCCCCUGGGCAGUGGCCCUGACUCUGUGAUGGAGUGUCUAUCAGAAACUCCUGUGGCUGCCACAUUAAUAGCCACAAAGGAGCCGAGUAAUUCUGAUGUCAAUUAUGAAGCAUAAUUAUUAAGUUGUUGGGGUGCUGCUGAGACAAAAGUGUGGCGAGAUUGCCUUUUUCCUUUCCUACAGCAAUUAUAGAAAUUUCCAGUGUGCUAUUUUUAUGGGUAAAAGCAGCUUUUGAAUUUCACUGUAAAUUAACUUUCUUGCUAUAUUUAUUUGGCCUUUUCUUUCCCUGGGAAAGAAGAGCUUAGCUGCCAGCUGGGAUUUCAUAAUUCUGCUUUCAAAACUCCAUGGGAAGAACAUGUUUCUAAAACUUCUUGUGCUGGCGGGGAGCAGUUUGGGGGCAGGGGGGGAGAAGGAAUGAAAUUUUAAACAACUGCUAUUUUUUUCAUGAGCUAUUCUUUAUCUCCCUUUUACCCAGGUUGACCUGGGAGUGCUUAAGUGCAUUAAGUAAUCACUUUGUUGAAAAUUUUGCUGCAUUGUCUUUGAUCACCCCCAAACUUUCCAAAAAAUAUUGACUUAUGCAUUUUGGAUGGGUUUUAAAUGACACUUUUCCUCCUCUAAUGAAAUGGAUAUUUAUUUGUUGUUGGAGUACCACAAAGUCAACAGAUGGCUGGAAAGAUAAAAUAUUGGGAUAGGUGGAAAAUAACCAACACUGGUUUAAAGUGCAGAGAAGGCGACUCAGUGUAGACUUAGUAGUAGUAGUAGUAGUAAUUAAAGGCAACUCAAAGCAAUGUAAUUCUGUGCCCCUCUAAACUAUGGUUUGCAAAAUAGCAGCCAGCCUCAGGAAAGAGUGCUUCCUUUGCCUUCCUCUUCUUCCCCACUUUGUAGAGUAACAUCCUCUCUUCCUAUGCAGGUGUUAAAUAUGGCUUCAGGUUACAUGUGAGCUGGUGUGAUGUAGUGUCUAAGGACAGAGCUAUGAAUAAGAAAGUAGCUGGUUGAUUUAAAUCUCUUCUCCGCCAUGAGAGCUCAGGCUUUCUCUCAGGAUCAACCUAUUCAUCUGCAAUAGAGAGGAUAAUGAGACUGACUUACAAGGCUGUUGGUAAAGACUGCAACCCAGUAAUGAUGCAAAAUGCUAUACAGGCAACUCCCCGCUUAUGCAGGGGGUUAUAUUCCGGGGCCCCACACGCAUAAGUAAAAUCACGUAAAGUAGGGAGCACUCCUUAAGCUCCUCUUUUUACCUGCUCUCCAUGCUCUUUUUCUUUUAUACAAUACAUUUGCUUCCAGAUUUCCAGAAAGGGCAGGGAACAGUGCGUCCAAACCCAUGCAAUACAGCUUCCUCCUGCCCAACAGCUAUUGAGUGGGGUAGCGCAGCAGCAGUGAGUGCUCCCACAUGCCAUUUUGGAACCCAUAAGGGUGUGUUUUUUUAGAAAAAAAGCUUUUAAAACCUUUAUUUGUGGACUUUUGGCUCACUAACAUCCUCUUCCGGCUCUGGGGUUUGAAUUGAAUUAUUUGUUUUUUUAUAAAGUGCCAUGCACAUGAGUCGAUCAUGGGCAACUGGGAGUUGCUUCUACAAAUGCUAAUGGUUAUUAUUACUGACAAAACCCACAUUAACCAUGGGUCACUUGUGCUAGAAACCAUGGCUUGGAAUUGAUUUUGGAAUCACGGCCACAUGGGAAUUUCGUUGUUUUAACCAUGGUUAUCAAGAUGUUCCCCAAGGCUAGCAACCGGUUUGUAAAGCAUCAUUUGCAGGGUGCUAUCCUUACCAGGCGCAGAGUAGAAUCGAUUGUUAGAAAAAGUGGGUGCCUGUACCAUGGGUCACACCUCGUAACCUUUGAAAGGGAAACUUGCGUGGAAUAAAUCUGUAAACUGAAGGUGCUGUUUAUCCUUUUCAUCUGCUCUCCAUCGCCUUUCCUCCGGCUAUUAUAAGAGAAGUGAGAAGCAAGAGUGAAGUUCACUUAAAUACCGUAUUUUUUGCUCUAUAAGACUCACUUUUUCCUCCUAAAAAGUAAGGGGUAAUGUGUGUGCGAUUUAUGGAGCAAAUGCAGGCUGCGCAGCUAUCCCAGAAGCCAGAACAACAAGAGGGAUUGCUGCUUUCGCUGUGCAGCGAUCCCUCUUGCUGUUCUGGCUUCUGGGAGUCAGAAUAUUUUUUUCCUUGUUUUCCUCCUCCAAAAACUAGGUGCGUCUUAUGGUCUGGUGCAUCUUAUAGAGCGAAAAAUACGGUAUCUGCAUAUUGGUGCUUGCUUAAAACCAAACCCUCUCAUAGACUCCUGUGUCUUUUGAAAGGCAAAUCAUCUUUGGAUGGGAUCUAGAAGGUGAGAGAGAACAUGCAAAUAAGAAUGUAUUCAAACUUUCAAGCAGCUUUCAGCGACUUAUUCUCAUGGGAAGCUACCACAGAAUAGGGCUGUGCAUGUUCCAUUUUCAGAUAAGACCCCCUUUAUGCCUGAAUCUGGCUACUUUAGGCUUGCAGUCUGAGGUUCUUGCUCUGAGAGGAUCUCAGUUUUUCAACUGAGACUGGGUGCUUAGCAACUAAGCUUUCCUGCAGGUUGACUUUGGUUUCAUGUUUAAAUUGAUCGCUGAGUUAAGCUGGUAUGUGAAUUAACUAUGGGCAUGCUGGAGGGCACGGGAAAUAUGCAUGCAAUAAGACUGCUAGCACAUUUGCAAAGCUAAGCAGGGUACAGAUGAUUUCAAAUUGGAUGGGGGACGGCGUGUUGAGAUUCCUACAUUGCAGGGUGUUGGGCUAGAUGGGCCUCCAACUCUACAGUUCUAUCAUUCUAUGUUGUUAGUGAAUUAACCCUGUACUUGCUAUAAAGGUGGUUGGGAAAUUAAACAGCAAAGUAGAGGAGGCUGUAUUCUGUGAAAAUGAGGAGGAACAAAUCUGAGAGUCUACCCCGGAAGUCUAUCGGCAUAUAUUUAUGUGACAAGGCAAGUUGCAACGACUGGUUCACACCGCAAAUGACAUUGCAUUGCUAAGCAAGUUGACUUCCGCUUUGCCCUAAUAUGCCGCCACCAAGCCCCUUGGGGUGGCAAACAGGUGCAAGAUUAACAACGGUGUUUCUUUUCACUCCGCAGACACGUUUGCCAGCAAGGUGGCAGCCACGCAGGAUCAAUACGCAGACGCUUCCAUAGGCAACGUCACCGGGAGCAACGCAGUGAAUGUUUUCCUGGGGAUUGGUGUCGCCUGGUCCAUCGCUGCCAUCUACCACGCAGCCAACGGCAGGGCAUUUGAAGUCCAACCAGGCACCCUGGCUUUCUCCGUCACCCUCUUCACUAUAUUUGCUUUUAUCAGUGUUGGCGUGCUCCUCUACCGGCGGAGACCGGAGAUUGGAGGUGAGCUGGGCGGGCCACGGACUGCCAAGAUUCUGACCUCAUGCCUCUUUGUGCUCCUCUGGCUCUUGUACAUAUUAUUCUCAUCUCUGGAAGCCUACUGCCACAUACAGGGCUUCUAAAAGAACUAUUGGAGAGAGCAUCUAUAUGUAUCUAUAUAUACAGAGAGAGAGAAAGAGAGAGAGAUAGGUAUAUAGAUAUAGAUCUAAUAUUAUUGAACUGAGGAAGAAAAGACAUUUUGCCAUGUUCACUUAUCUACUGAUGGAAUGUAGCUUUGCGGUAGGAGUUUGGAACCUGCAGGACUCUCCACCAGGGGCAGCGUCUUAGAAACAGAGGCACAGAUGCAGGGCCAUCUUUGCAACUCAACCUACGAGAUCACGAUGGAGUUACUUUCUAUUUCCCCCUUCUCCUCCCCUAGAUGAGGACUGAUCUGAUUGCAGUUGGGGGGGAGGGCCUUGAUUGGAAUGGCAAAAGGCCAGGUUCAGCUAUAUCGUAUUGAGUGGAUGACUUUCCAAGGGGAGUUCUUGACUUUCUUACCGAUAUCUUUGUUGCCUUCUUCAUAACUCAAGAAUGAGCCGAAUCAUCGCCCUCAAAGAAAACAUGUGAGUGUGGAGUGACAUACAUGGUCCGGGGGCUUUCUAGCCUCCAUGCUGUUUUGGGGUGUGGUUGGUUGUUGUUGUUUUUUUGUAUUCUUCCCCCUUUGCUGUCCAGCUAUUAAGAGUACCUUACGUUGAAAACAACCACACAAAUCCCUUUUCCCGUGUUUUUUUCUCUUUUCUUUUGGAACUGUAUUUAUGAUUGGUGCAUCCAGUCCCCCUUUAAAAGAAAAACGAUCUUCUUAGACAGCCUUUGACCAGCACUCCAUUUGCUCCAAAACUGUGGAAUUUACAGACACAUGCCCAAAGCCCUAAUGUCCAACUCCUGCUUCGCUUUUUUGUUCUCGCUCUGACGUGCCUCGUCAGAUUUCUUUCACUUACCUCCUGUGCCCUUGCCCACCCUGCUGCCACUCUUUGCUGCCCUGCUCCUUCUCAUGCUCCUCUUUGGGAAUGCUUUCAUGGUACUUGCUGUAACACUUUGCAUGAAAGAAGCAAACCAUAAUCUGUAAUAUAGCAUUGAAUAGCGGUGAUAGUCUGCUCAGCGAUGCCGAUUGAACACUGAAGAUGCAAGUAUGUGGUCUUUUUUCUCUCUCUCUUUCUUUCCACACUUUUCCUUUCCUUUUUAACAAACAGGAUGAGAGGCAGGAGAUAGCUGGCAGUCCUUUGCUCUGCAUAAGUGUCCUAAGAAGCAAUAACCAAGAGAUGUGUGGAAAUGCGUGUGUUUUAAAAGGGAAAAUUUGCGCAGAGUCUUAGGCCAUUCUAGAAAGGGAUCUUACCUGCCAGCCAAGCUUAGGAUGAACUUGAACAUAGGAACCUGCUUAUACUGAGUCAGGCCAAUGGCCCAUCUAGCACAGUACUGUCCACUCUGACUGGCAGAGGCAUCUUCCAGCUACCUACCAUUUUUAACUCAAGAGUCCAUGGGUCAAACCUGGGACUUUCGGCAUACAAAGCAUAGGCUCUACCACUGAGUUACAGAUGUGUAGAACCUGCUUUGCAUCUAGUCUGUAUGAACUAAGUGGGUCUUAGCAUUGCUCACGCUAAGUAUGAGUAGCCAUAUCAAGCCCUAAAUAAGCAGAAUACCCUUGAGCUUUUCUUCAAGUGUCAGUUUCCACUCCCCAAUAUAUUUAUGCUGUGUUUGUUUCUGUCUUUAAGAACCUGAUGUGCCAACCCUUUGGCACCUUUGGCUUCAGCACUUUGAAAACCUGUACCCUGGUCCAGUCUUCAUGAAGGGCACCUUGCAGACACAGUCAGAUUUAGUCCCCUCCAGUGGAUGUUAAACAUUCCACUACCCACCAAUCUUCAUUGUCCUAGCUAGGAAAAGUGGCAAAUCUUGCACUGUCCAGCAGUGGAUGCAUUUUGUCCCUGGGAGCUAGAAGUUGGACUCCUGCUAUUUAUUAGUUAGUCAUUGUGAGCUAUAGACUCAGUCCUUGUACAAUUGCACAGAGAGGUACUGAAACAGCUUUUGCUUUGGAAAUGCCAUCAUCCAGCUCUCAGGUACAGAGGAUGCUUGCUUUGUUGCUGGGUUGUUUGUUUUUUCCAUCUCUCCCCAUCCACCUUUCUUCCCCAACACCUUUCUCAUUUAUCAGAUCCCCACCCUGUCUCCAAGCUCUGGUGCUCAUGGAAGGAACAAGCCAUUUAGAAAAGGAUCAGAACAAGGGAAGUCAGCCAGUCUUAAGAUACCACCAGGGUAGCAUGGAAGGACCCUUCAAUGGAACCAAAACCCUGUGGUGAUUGUAGGAAAGGAUCAGGUCUACACAUCAGGAGAUCCAAAAAUAGAAAUGAAGGGGGCUGCUCAGCAGUCAUGGGCCACUGUUGCUUGCUCUGUAGAUGGAGAAAAUGCAGGAGUGGUGAGGAGAGAGAAUUCUGACUGUAGCAGCUUGGAACUACUUGAGUGGAGACGAAAAUGGGUACCCAGGGCUGAGUAAGGAGAGCUGCUCAAGCAAGCAGGACAAGGGGAGCUGUUCAAGGAAGCAUCUGAAUUGACACAGCAGGAAAAGCAGAGAUUAGGAAGACAGAGCCUGCUAAAAUAAAUCCGCUCUCCCACCCUAAUAGAACAACAAGGUCCACUUGGUGGAGAUGUGCAGGAGCUCAUCACCAAUGCUUCCUUCCUCUUAAGCAAAGUCUAUUUACAGGGGAACAGAAACACGGUCAAUCUUUUUGGCAGACAAGUGCACACAGCGUGUGCGCCUUCCCUGGCCACAUUAAAGCUAGUGGGUGUGCACUUCUGGAAUUAAAAAGAAGACCCGUGCAAACACUUACUUAAGUGCAAUACUGCAUCUCAGUUGGAUGAGCAUGUGGUCGGUGUGCCUUCCGGAGAGAGCUAGGAGGGUGGUUUUCAGGGUGGCGAGCAGCUGCCAACUGGAGGGAAGGCAAAUCCAUUCACACUUUUGAUCUCCUAAAACAGUGAUCCAUGCUCAGGAGUGAGGUUGUUGGUCCAUCUAGCUCAGUUCUGUCUACUCCCAGUGGAAGUGUUUCUCUGGGGUCUUGCAUCAGACAUGCCAGAGGCUGCAACUGGGACCUUAUGUGCAAAGCGUAACAGCUGUGGCUCUGCAGUGUGUGAUUGGCCUCAUGAUUUGAGUGGUGUUGCUUGGGGACAAAAGGAAGGUGGUGGAAUUUGCAAGCCAUGCCCCAAAACCCAAGCCCUAGUCUUUCUUCCGUUAGUACAUCUAAUGGCAGUAUCAGGGAGCGUCCUUAGAGCCACAUUAUUUCCUCUAUAGAUUGACCCAAACAACUGCUCUUCUCUCACACUGUGACACAUGGAGUGAUUCCCCACCCCCACACAAAAAAAUAUAAUCACAUGCCAGGAGCAAAAUGGUUGGGUGUAUCCAUUCUAAGAAGCUGGAGGGGGCAGAUAGCAAUAGAACCCCUCCAUCUUGUAAAACAACAGGAAACUGUGUCCACGCACCUUAGCUGGACCAGAACACCAACUGCUAUAGGAUCAUUUGUUAAACGUCAGAGGAAAUUCUAAUUGCAUUAUUAACCCUAUAAUGACUGAAUGGAGGAUGUUGCUGGGGGAGGUGGGUUCUCUCUUUGUAUUAGCAGAUUUCUUACUAGACUACAGCCUCCAGAUUCAUUCAGGUCCAUGGUAUUUUUGCCAAUGUAAUGAAUGAGAGGUGUGGAACAGCCCAGAGCCAUGCUCAAGAGUUCCCUGUUCAUUUUAAGUGGGAGGGGGGAGAAUGGCAAGCUUUACAUGCACAUUUUGUUGUCCGUUGAAAUGAAGGAGAAGCCCUGUGCACACAAAACACUUCCCUGCGCCUAUCCUUCAUUCGUUGUGAUUGCGGAAAUAAACCACUGCUGGUCAAAUCCUUAGUAGCUUCUUCUGGGCCAGCUAAAGUUUGUGAAUGAACUUUCCAUCCGCAUCACAUGGUAAAAGGGACAGAGGUUAGCCUAGGCUUUUGCCCAGUCUGUGAAAUGCUUGAGUUGUCCUGUUGUGAAUUUUUCUUUUUAAAAUGGAGUGAAUAAUAUUUCCCUCCCCACCCCGUAAAAAUUUUUUCUUCACUUUUGAGGAUUUCUUUUUCCUGUUUGGUUUCAUUUGAUUUGUUUGUUGGGGUGGGUGGGGGAGGGGAGAAAAUCAAGCAACGAUUGGGGUUGUUCAGGGAUUAUAAUAAUAAUAAUAAUUAAUAUUAUUAUGGCUGUGUUUGUGUAAAAUUAUUUCAUUUCAUCUUGUUUGUUUGUUUUCCUUCAUUUUUAUUUGCGUGUAUUGUGCACAGUAAUGGAGAGGCAGUGAGUACACUGAUUGUGAUCAAUGGUACACUGAGGCACAGAAAAAAAAUAAAAUUUAUAAUUGGUUCUGAUUUGAACAUUAGUACUGCUGCA
Molecule: messenger RNA, 47659 nt
Organism: Podarcis lilfordi (Lilford's wall lizard)
Lineage: Eukaryota; Metazoa; Chordata; Lepidosauria; Squamata; Lacertidae
Source: the annotation of a GenBank genome assembly